Messenger RNA from Podarcis lilfordi (Lilford's wall lizard), 47938 nucleotides. The record is from the annotation of a GenBank genome assembly. NCBI's taxonomy places the organism in Eukaryota, Metazoa, Chordata, Lepidosauria, Squamata, Lacertidae.
AUGGAAGCCCCAUCACAGGGUUUGCAGACGGUCAUGAAGUGGAAAACGGUGGUGGCCAUCUUCUUUGUGGUUGUGGCCUACCUGGUCACCGGGGGACUUGUGUUUCGUGCCCUGGAGCAGCCAGAAGAAAGCAGGCAGAAGGACAGAACAGCCAACGACAAGGCAGAUUUCCUUCUGGAGAACAAAUGUGUAUCUCAACAGGAGUUGGAGGAAUUGAUUAAGGUGAGAAAACUAGAAGGAACAUACUAAUGAAACUCACUGACACUGCGUUCUAGAUUUUAAGUUAUGGGAAAUGAUGGUUCACCGCUGUGUAAAUGAACUAUGGCAAGCAUCGGGCUUGGGUGCUCUUCCUCCCCAUUUUCUUCAGUUUUAAGAUCAUGGGAAUGAAAUCAAAAGCACCUGCCUUUGGUUUUAGGUGAAGUGCGGCUUUCUGUCAUGCCUGAAGCCGAAAACUGUGGCUUGUUAAAAUUAUGGUUAAUGAGAAUGUGCCAUGCUCAAAGUGUGGUUUUACUUGAGGUGUGAUCUGAAAGCAUCUUUUUGCACAAGUUCUGGAGUGGUUUUCCUGGUGACCUGAAGGGGCUGCUGUGGAUCCCUUGGAUCCCAGCCACUGUUUCCUAAAAUGUAUCUGAAGAAGUGUGCAUGCACACGAAAGCUUAUACCAAGAACAAACUUAGUUGGUUUCUAAGGUGCUACUGGACAAUACACACACACACACACACACACACACACACGCACACACGCACACACGCACAUGCACAGAGGACACUCAGGUUGCAAACGUGAUCUGUGCGGGAGGCACGUUCGCAAGCCGCAGUGCUGCUUCUGCACAUGCGUGGGUUGCAGUUCAGUGCUUCUGCGCAUACGCGACCGCUGAAACCCGGAAGUAACCCAUUCCGGUACUUCUGGGUUUUGGUGGUCCGCAACCCAAAAAAAUGCAACCUGAAGCAUCUGUAACCCGAGGUAUGACACUCUCUCUCUCUGUGUGUGUAUAUAUAUAUAUAUAUAUAUAUACACACACACACACACACACAGUGGUACCUCGGGUUACAGACGCUUCAGGUUACAUAUGCUUCAGGUUACAGAUUCCACUAACCCUGAAAUAAUACCUCGGGUUAAGAACUUUGCUUCAGGAUGAGAACAGAAAUCGUGCUCCGGUGGCGCGGCGGCAACAGGAGGCCCUUUUAGCUAAAGUGGUGCUUCAGGUUAAGAACAGUUUCAGGUUAAGAACGGACCUCUGGAACGAAUUAAGUACUUAACCCGAGGUACCAUUGAUAUAUAUAUAUAGAGAGAGAGAGAUCGACAGCGUCAGACCAACACAGCUACCUACCUGAAUCUAAACUGUACAGGAAGUUGAGAAGAAAAGAUCUGAAGAGAUGUUUCCACUCAGAAUGUUUCCAAGUUCAGGCAGAAGCAGAUCUGGCAUGUACAGUCCACAAACCCCAAUUUUUAUUUUAUUACAUUAAUAUGCCAACUUUUUCCCUCCAAGGAGUUCAAGAUAGUAUACAUGGCUCCCCCACCCCCAUUUUUAUCUUCACAACAAUCUGUCAGGUAGGUUAGGCUGAGAGAUGGUGACAGGCCCAAAGUCGCCCAGUGAGCUUCAUGGCUCAGUGGGGAUUCGAACCCUGGCAACCCAAGUCAUAGUCUAACACUCUGAGCACUGUACCAUACGGGCUCUCUGAAUGCACUAUUGUAACACGGCAGUAAUAUAUUGCUCAUUGACCUUUUAGAAGAGUAGGAAGUUUUUUGCAGGAUGAGGGCCAUACUCCCUCAUGGCUAGCCUUGGUGGGCAGUGGUAGGCAGAACCAAAGCAGAAUUGGGUGUGGCCAGAGCCCCCAUCAAGGGCGCUCUCUCACUCUCUCUCAUACACACACACACCUUUCCCAGCAGUCCUCCCCAGAUGCAGUGUCCACAAAGAUCACCUCUCCACCACACAGCAAGUGCACUUGAAACAACCUUUCCUCCUAAGCCUAAUUGUGGUGCAGGCAGCUGAUUUUGUUGGGGUGGUCUAGCACAUAAGGAGGUGGAGUUAUAUUUCCCCAGUGGUGAGCCUGCUAGGGCAGGGAGGCCAACAGUAGGUGGCGCCAGAGAUGUUAACAGACAGAGCCAACUAGUUCAUGUUCGUCCCCAUCCUCCUCCUUGUUGAGUUCCACAAAGGCAACAGUGAAACCAAGGAGAAGGAAGCUUACAGGCCAUGGUACCUUCUGGACUGGUUGUAAGUAAGAAGGGAGCCAGGUGGGGGCUGGCUGGGAACAGGAUGAGGUUGGUGGUGCAGUUCCUCAUUUGCCCUAAGGAACCAGCUUCCACUGCCUUUCCCUCCCCAGCUUCAGCCCUCCCCUUCUAUUCAUGCCAAGUGACGUGUGGGGGGAAGAGGCAAGGAGAGGAGUCCUCCAUGGGUUUCAUCUGGCCCCAGACUGACGACUCACAGGCCCAUCCUUGCUUUAGGGAACACAUGGGAUUAGAAAGAAGAAAUACAAAAGACAUGGCCUUUAGUGCUGUGGCAGCUACAUUUUGGAAUUCCUUAGACAGGAAUUAGUCUCUGCUGUCUUUUUUGUCUACUGAAGACCUUCCUCUUCCAAUAAGCCUUUUAUGCAGAGAUCUUGCCUAGUUUGCAUCUGUAUUGACAUUGCUUUUAGCCGUUUUGUUGUUUGUGUGUUUGGGAGGAAGGCCAGCAUAUGAACAUUGACAACAAUGACAUCCAGUUGACUCUGUUUUUAUUAGUAGGAGGAAUUCAGCACCGCCUCCAUGGUCUCUGACUACUCACGGUUAAGGAAGAAUGUUAAUGGGUUAGGAAGGAAAGGGACCCCCCAGCCAGAUGUUUUGCAAGCCAGCAAAGUUGGGGCAGGUUGUUGGAGACAGCAGCUGAACAGCUGAUCGGCUGAGCAUCCAUAGCCAGAUCCACUUGGCUGAGGAAGAGCAUGCUAGAACUGGCAAGCACACAGAUUAAAGUGCAACACCAAUAAAGUGUGAAGUUGUACUUAAACCAAUAAACCUCUUGGCAGUACAUGUUGGCUGUCUUGUAAGCCGGAAGGUUUGAAGCCAAAGAGAGCAGGAAAUGGGUUGACAGGAUGGCCAGCAAUUAAUAAAAUCCCAACCAAAAAACCACACUUCUGCCAUAUAUAAGCUUUGGAGCAGCUGUCCUAUCAACUUUGUAUGUGACUUCAUUUGCAAGGAUCCUGAAACAGCGUGCAUUCUUGCAUCAGAAGUCAGCCUUUAAGGUGACUUCAAACAGGGAUUUAAAAACCCCACACAGAGACCAACCAAUGAUAAUAGGUGGAGGUUUCCAGUCUAAUCCCUCCAUCUGUAUUCAAUGCAUGGGGUAGCGAUCACAAACUGUUAUCACCUGACAGCUGUGUGUUGGUCUGUAUGAAAUAGAUUUCAUCUUGCUGCAGGUCUCGGUUGAAAGGUGACUUUAUUUCCAGAGCCUUUCUUUGUCAAACUAAGCAGGGGUCCAGAGUAUAUGAGUGGCCUUGGAGACCUGAUUCUUGUCUGUGCAGUUUAAUGGGUUUUCUUUCCUGUCAGUAAACGUGGGGCAGGCGGGGGGUGGGAGGAGGCUCUGUUGCUGCUCAUGCUGUUUGUGUUGUGUGGGGGGGAAACAAAGGACUUGGUAUUGUUGCUUUUAAUGUGGUGCUUUCAUUCAUAGCGAUAUUUCUUUUUACAAACAUCAAGGAACUGGCUGAAGGACUGCUCAUUAGUCCUGUAUAGUUGUAUGAAAGAGGUAUUCUUGAUAGCGUGCUUGAUCAAAACAAGAGGUUGUUAAUUAGAAAUUAGAGGGGGUUUUAGUUGAAUUUCAAAGAAAAUGAAGAUUUUGGAAAUUCAUUGACCUCUUUUGCAUGUUGCAGUAUGCAUGCUUUAUUCUGCAUGAGCAGAUUAUGUUCAUUUUUCUUCUCCCUACCAGCAUGUGGACUAUGAUCUCUGGCUCAGGCUACAUUCAUACAAAACAUUUAAAGCACUAUGGCUUCCCCACUCCCAAAAAAUUAUGGGAGCUGUAGUUACAUAGUGCUGAGAGUUAUUAGGAGGCUCCCAUUCCCCUCACAGGACUACAGUUCCCAAAAAACCCUGUGAAGGGGGAUUGUUACAACACUCUAGGAACUUUAGCUCUUUUAAUUGUAAGACACCUUUGUACAAAUAAAAUAAACUUUGAGGUAAGGUAGGCUAUGGAUGGGUUCAGUGCCCCACUAUGCACUUAUUUAUUACAUUUUUACCCCACCUUUCCUCCAAGGACCUCAAGGUAGCACACAGGGCUCUCUUCUUCCCCAUUUUAUCACACAACAGUGCGCCAUAGUAGUGGAUGGAGGCUUGCACUUGGACCAGAGGGACCUUGGUUUAUGUCUCUGGUCAACUAUGAAGCUCACUGGACGACCUUGUGCUGAUCAUUGCCUCUCAGCCUAACUUAACCUGACUGUAGUGAAAGGAAUGAUUUAGUUUCAUCAUCAUCAUUUUUAAUUUGUAUACUGUCUUUCUAUCUUACAAUACUUAAGGUGGUUUAUAAGCUGAAGAAACAAAAAAUGUACAUCUUAUAACAAUCGAAUGCAAUACAAAAAUGUGAUAAUAAAACCUAACUUUAAAAUAAGCAACUACAUCAAAAAAGUAACAUUCAACAAUCAUUAGAAUUGUAUAAAAGAAUAAUAUCAGCAUAUAAAAGUUAAACAGAAAUUCACCCUUAACAGUUACGAUAAAUAAUUUCUAAACUAUAAUCAAUAAAACAACUGCAAGCCACAGUACAUAAAAUAAUGCAAUAGAAAUUGAGAGGCAGAGACUAGAGGUUGGAGUAAGGCAGGUGGAAGAGAGCGUUUCUCCCCUCACAGUUCUUCCUCCAGGCACAGCUUCCUUAUGAGGAAGUUUGAGGCGCCAUGCCUCACAACUCAGUGAGCGCGCGCGCACACACAUGUCUCUAAUGCAAUGGUGUUUUUAUUACCUUCCCCUCGCUGGAUCAGGGCCAUUCCAAUCCAUUCCCGAAUUGUGUAGGAGAGGGGGGAAGACAUUCUGCUCUCUGCCAAAAGUCAGUGGCAUGAAACCCGGCAGUUCUGUCCAUUCUCAGUGAAAUAUUUAUUCCCUGAAAGGUCAGUUCUGGUUUUGCUUGUGCAAAGUAGGUCAUCAAGCCAUUAUGGUUGCCAACUGGCCAUUUUUAGAGCAUUUUGGGAGUUCUAGAAGCCUGUAGAAUACAGUGGUACCUCGGGUUACAGACACUUCAGGUUACAGACUCCGCUAACCCAGAAAUAGUGCUUCAGGUUAAGAACUUUACCUCAGGAUGAGAACAGAAAUUGUGCUCCAGCAGCAUGGCAGCAGCAGGAGGACCCAUUAGCUAAAGUGGUGCUUCAGGUUAAGAACAGUUUCAGGUUAAGAAUGGACCUCCAGAACGAAUUAAGUUCUUAACCCGAGGUACCACUGUAUAUAUAAAAAGAGCCAGUUUUGGGGUUGAGCAUUAGUGGGCUCCCCAUCCUUUUCUUAUGCCCCCCCCAUGCUUGAAUCUCCCCCAUUUGUGUUCUCCUUGGGCCAGUCACAGUCUCUCAGCCUAGCCUGCCAUAGAGGGUUGUUUUGAGGAUAAAAUGGGGAGGAGCUCCUUGGAGAAAAGGUAGGCUAGAAAUGUAAUAAAGAAAGAAAUGAAGUUACCUGAUAAAAUAUAAAUUGACACCCCUCUUGUGCUAGGGGAAGAGCAAAGCAGAAAAGCCACCUACGGGUUCAUGUUAAACCAUUUGCCUUGGGUUUCCAUGACCUGCAAAUGCUGCUAAUGCAGAAGUGGAGUGUGUGUUCCAGGGGUUUGUCACUGAUGUUCUGCUGGUGGGUUGUAAGUCCAAACUGCACAACACCUUACUUUAAGUUGACCUCCAUCAAUUGCACCAACGCAAUUUUUCAGAAAGAGAGAAAGCAAGAAAUAUAAGUGGAAAUAAUGAAAGAUGGGGGGAGGGGGAGGGGGAGAGAGAAACCGAGACAGAGAAAGAGAGAAGAGGUGGGAGGAGAGCAGUUGAGGAAGAGAAAGGGAUAAGACACAGGCUGCAUUCACAUGUUACUUCAUUCCAUUUUCAUUGUGUUUCUCCAGCUGUUAAAAGGUAAAGGGACCCCUGACCAUUAAGUCCAGUCGUGGCCGACUCUGGGGUUGCGGCGCUCAUCUCACUUUAUAGGCCGAGGGAGCUGGCGUACAGCUUCCGGGUCAUGUGGCCAGCAUUACUAAGCCGCUUCUGGAGAACCAGAGCAGUGCACGGAAAUGCCAUUUACCUUCCUGCCGGAGCGGUACCUAUUUACCUACUUGCACUUUGACGUGCUUUCGAACUGCUAGGUGGACAGGAGCUGGGACCGAGCAACAGGAGCUCACCCCGUCGCGGGGAUUUGAACCGCCGACCUUCUGAUCGGCAAGUCCUAGGCUCUGUGGUUUAACCCACAGCGCCACUAUGUUAUGGAUUAUUUCUGGAAAUGAGUACUAAGCUUGCACUGUAUCCCACUAUAGUUCCAGAAGUGGCUUUUAUGCCGUCUGAAAGCUCAUCUAUAAUGUGGAACUUAACAGUUAGGGAGAUGUCAUGAAAAUGUGCAUGCAGGGAGACACACACACUCACAUGCACAAACAAUGAAGGUUAAGUGAAAGGUAAGUUCUGGGCCUGCAAAGGCUGGAGACUCUUGCCCCGACCCUUUUUCCUCCUGAGAAGCAACUGGGUUUUCUCUCUCCCUUUUGUCAUGCAUUGUUGUCUCCUGUGCUGUGUGCUGUGGUCGGUCUGCUUUUGCCCAGCCGUGGAGCAUUUUUGUUCCUUUUCAUUCCUCUCCUUUAACCUCAGUUGAGGUAAUGAAUGAUCGCGGAGCUAAUGAGCGGGCCGGCUUUGUCAGUGUACGAGCCACGUAUUCUAAGCAAGCUUCUCCUCAGGGGAAUUCACUUUUGUCCUUAGGCGUUUUGUUGGCUCGAACGGGAAUCGUUUCUGAAAAGUAAAUUAAAUAGGUUUAGCUGCUUAUCGUAUCAAAUGGCUUACGGCCAGCAAGUGCACAGUAUUGGAAUGGAUUUUUGCCGGUAAAGGAAAUCUUCUCUUAGAUUUUUUUGCUUAGGUGCCGGGAAAUGGGUAAACAUACCUCACAGGAGCACAUAUUUUAAACAUAAACUGCCCCCAAAGCGUUGGUUGUAAGUAAAGAGGUCAGAAGGUCAGAAGGUGAAGGGUGGCUUUUUUAAAGAGUACUGUUGCUAAAGGGUUAAAGCACUAUCCUCUCAUACCUCCAUGUGGAUUUUAAAAAAUGAUGCUUCCCUACAGCUGGCACAGGAUCUUACUGCAUUGCAGCAAGUGUUGACCUGCCUGUAAAAAAAGAAAUUGUGUGCAGAAUGAUGGAGAGCCAGUGGAGCAUCUUCCUUGGACACGGCUGCCUUAGAUGCCUUCAGAGCUGCACAUAGCCAAGAACAAUUCAAAUUAAAGUGAGACUUACUUGCAAUGUAAUAAUAAUAAUAAUAAUAAUAAUAAUAAUAAUAAUAAUAUAUUUAUUUAUACCCUGCCCAUUUGUCUGGGUUGCCCCAGCCACUCUGGGUGGCAUAAUAAUGAUGAUGAUGGUGAUGGUCAUAAUAAUAAUAAGAAGAAGAAGAAGAAGAAGAAGAAGAAGAAGAAGUGACAAAACAUCAAACAUUAAAAACUUCCCUAAACAGGGCUGCCUUCAGAUGUCUUCUAAAAGUUGUGUAGUUCUUUAUCUCCCUGACAUCUGGAGGGAGGGUGUUCCACAGGGGGGUGUCACUACUGAGAAGGCCCUCUGCCUGGUUCCCUGUGGCUUCACUUCUCGCAGUGAGGGAACCACCAGAAGGCCCUAGGAGCAGGACCUGUUCUGUUGGAUACUUGGUUCGCGACUCUCCCAGUGGCGGUGCCUGAUUCCUUUUAUUCUGCAAAUGAAUGCUCCCAUGGAACAGAUUCAGUGUGUGGCAGGAAUGAUUUCAGUCAGCGGAGGCUUCUCCAUUAGGGCGAAUGGGGCACCCCUCAGCCAGCCCCCACUUGCUUGCCUCCUUACUUACAACCAGAGUACUACAGUGGUGCCUCGCAAGAUGAAAUUAAUCCGUUCCACGAGUGUCUUCGUCUAGCAGUUUUUUCGUCUUGCGAAGCAACCCUAUUAGCGGCUUAGCGCUAUUAGCGGUUUAGCGGCUAUUAAAGGCUUAGCGGCUUGGCUGCUAAAAGGCUAUUAGCGGCUUAGUGGCUUAGAAAAAGGGGGGGGAGCGAAAAAAAAUCUCAAGACUCGCAAGACAUUUUCGUCUUGCGAAGCAAGCCCAUAGGGAAAUUCGUCCUGCGAAGCGCAUCGAAAAAUGGAAAACCCUUUCGUCUAGCGGGUUUUCCGUCUUGCGAGGCAUUCGUCUUGCGGGGCACCACUGUACUCCCAUCAGCCCCAGCCAUGGCAGAUUACAACAAUUCCAACCUCAUUAUAAGUCCCAGGUUACAGUCUGAAGGCACACAAGGCCACCACCUUGCUGAAGCUAAGUAUGUCCAGGUAUGGUCAGUGACUGAGGCUGGGCGGAUGACUGCAUGGGAACUACAUCUUGGGUUCCAGGAUGGAAGCGUGUUGGGUUAUAAACAUAAUAAAAUAAUUUGCAGUUUAAAAAACAGGACAUACUAAGAAGCCAGAAUAACAACAUAAUAGGUCCAACGCACACAAGGUUAAAAUUCACUAAGAAACCUGGCCAAAAAAGUCUAAACGGCCUACUGAAGACAUCAGAGAAGGGCCCAUACUAAGAACUCCCUGCGAAUUUGGAAGGUUCAUAUUAAAAAGCAAACCAAAUGAAUUUCAUCUUUAUGCAUAAAUUAUAGCAGUUCUGUAAGCUGAGGGAACGCCAGACCAGUGAGAUCAACUGUGCUAUAGUGGCAGUACUUUCACACAUUAAUUUGAGUGGAUUGGCCAGUUUAUAUAUAGAUCUCUAGUAUAAACCAACUAGGAAAUGUGGACUUUGGGGGAGUAAGUGGACUGCUUUGUUCAGGGCAAAGCUUCUUAUAAAUCCUUUGCCUUUAUUUGCUUCUCACAGUAACUCUUGGUUUUUAGAUUGAGCUGUCUAAUGCUAAUGUAUUCUGCCAGGAGUGUUUGUGCUUUGGUGGGGCCAGUUUGGUCCCAGCCUCCCUUAUGAAAUCGCCAGUGUCUCUUUUCUAAAGUAAUUACACCUGAGGCUCUGUGCUGCGCGACACAGGGAGCAUGGUGCUGUCAUUUGGUCCUUGCAUGGCACAGUAAUCACUGCAUGGACACAUUGCUGAUUUCAUUGCUGGAAAGCAAUUUGUGAAAUGAAGGAAAUGCAGAAAAAAAGGAACAAUAGUAACUGAAAAAUCAGAGCGUUGACUGACAGCUGUUGGCUCCCAGUAUGAGUUUGUGUGGAUCACCUGGGCAAAACAGAAAAACCCGUGAAAGAAAUUAUAUUUCAGACUUAGGAAUGUAAAAGCGAAAGAGCAAAUUUCAGGGACGCAGUUCAUUAUGUUUAAACUAUUUCUAUAUUGCCUUCCAUUGUAAACACCAAAAGGUGGUGUACAAAAAGGCAUUAAUAUUUAUAUGCAGAAUAAAUGAAAUAACAGUCAACUUUAUGCCAAAACGGGCACAUCAGGCUCUUAUGAACAACUGGUAUCCAUGUCUAGCAAGGGCUGGAGAGAAUAAAUAAAUAGCAGUUGUCAGAAUGCCAGUCAGUGUCUGCUUUAAUUCAGAGGAGAGGUGAUCUGAAAGAGAAGCCCUACCAAGAGGUUGGGUAGAGAAAGACCAUAGCUUAACAGCGGAUGGCAUAGUGAAGUUUGCGCGGUGUAAACUGACUGGUGGAGCCAAUCUGGCAUUCCUGAUGGCGCAUUUGCACUUUGCAAACCUCCUCUCCAUCUCAGUGCGUUGCAGUGACUCAGCCGGAUGGAGGUCAGGUGGGCAAAGCAGCCCCACCACCAUCUGCUGCUGGCACAGCCUUUGAACAUACUCUACAAAUUUGAGUGUGAUCAGCAUUAGAGCCUGUUACACAUUUACUAAAUGUUUGGAAAUUACAAUUAACAGCACAUUUACUAUAACAGGAUUUCUUGCUAGUUUGCUAGAAUUUGGGUAGGGCAAUUGGUGGCAGGGAGAGAAAGACUCUUUCACAUUUUUUUCCACAUUUCUUACACGAAAAGUAGGACCCCUGCCCCUAUUAUUUCCACAAAUAUUUUGCCUCACUUAAAAGUAGCAUCUUACAGGUAAGGUAAAGGUAAAGGACCCGUGGACAGUUAAGUCCAGUCAAAGGCAACUAUGGGGUUGCGACGCUCAUCUCGCUUUCAGGCCAAGGGAGCAGGUGUUUCUUCACAGACAGCUUUCCGGGUCAUGUGGCCAGUAUGACUAAACCGCUUCUGGCGCAACGGAACACUGUGAUGGAAGCCAGAGCGCACAGAAACACCCUUUACCAUCCUGCCGCAGCAGUACCUAUUUAUCUACUUGCACUGGUGGGCUUUUGAACUGCUAGGUUGGCAGGAGCUGGGACAGAGCAACGAGAGCUCACUGCAUUGCAGGGAUUUGAACCGCUGACCUUCCAGUCGACAAGUCCAAGAGGCUCAGUGGUUUAGACCACAGCGCCACCCGCACUUACAUCUUACAUCUUAUGUAGUUGGGAUACUCGCUCACCAAAGCAGGAUAGGGUUUUUUAAGAGGCUAGAUUUUUCUCACAAGCUAUUUUGGAUAUAAGAAUUAUUGAAUUAUAAGUAAGUAAGUGAAUCAAAAUAGGAUGAAUUAAUUCCCCAUUCAGAUGCUUAAAUAACCUAGUAUUCUACAUACUGUGAAAUGGACAAUAUCAAACUACUCUUGUGCAGUUUAAUCAUCCAUGCCUUUGUAAAUUUCCUGGUAGACCAUGGUAAUAUAUUUUUCUGGGGCUGCCUUUUAGGACUCCUCAUAAAUUUGCGUAAUAAUAGAAUGUAAAAUUCUGCCGUCUAACACCUGUGGAUCUCAUAUUGUACUAGUGAUCAAGAAUCAACACUGGCUUCUUGUUACUUUCUGAUGAUAGCAAUUGCAGCCAUGGGCUUUAACUUGUCAAGCCCCAAAUGCCUUGGAUGAAAUAUAUUUCUCCACCCUGCCUAAGAUAACCAAGAGGACUGCAUCUUUGUAUUCAUGUAGAGUCUGUCCCUCAGUUAUGGAAGUUCCACAAGUCCAAGCUCCUUGCAGAAGUAAUAUAAAAAUUUUAACAUGUCAUUUUUUGGGUAGAUCAUUCCUGUGAGGUGCUGUCACUCUCUUAGUUUUGUUUCUGUUCGGUUUUAUCCUGUCUGUGCUUUUCUUGGUUACUGUUGGCUAUUUGGAAUCUUCUGAAUUGAAAGCAAUUUACAGAUCACCACACAUCAUACAGACUCAUGCUUUCGUUAUUUCGUUUUAUUGAAUGUGUUUUUAUACUGCCCUCCAAUUAAAUUUUUCCAGGUUAGUUUACAGUAGGCCAUAAAACACAAUAAACAAGAGCAAUUGGGAAAACAGUAAGUUAUAUUACUACAAAUAUGUACUAAAAACAACCACAAAAGAAAUAAAAAGACACACACCGCAGUUUAACAGAGUUAUGAUGUCCAGUGAAAUUAGCUGGCAAAAUUAUGCAGGAUUGAGAUGGGUCAUGACCUAUUCCUUCCCCCCUCCUCACCAAUGGCAGUAACUCAGGCAAUUAAUUGGCCACCAGGGAAUAUGACUUUGUGCAAUGAAUAUGCCACCUGACAGCCAUUGACCAAGCCUUCUGCAGGCCCGUAGUGCUGUUUACACUUCAUUCACUCUUUUAAAGAUGUUCUUACAGAGUGUGGCUAGGAGCUAAUUUAUUUUUCAUGAAGACAAUGAUUCCAGAGAACAAGAUAGGAACUUAAAUCAUGUCUGUUGCAAUGCAGUCUCCCAAAAGCGGGGGAAAGUGGUGAUCUACCAAAUAAUUCAAAAGGGUAGAAUGGAUUUUGGAAUCCAUUCAUUUGAGCUCUUGGUCUGUUGCCUGUUUUUGGCAGGGGUCGUGCAUGAAGAGAGCUUGUCUUUUUCAUCUUCCACGUAUGCUCCAGAGCAGGCUUCCUCAUCCUCGGCCCACCAGAUGUUUUUGGCCUACAACUCCCAUGAUCCCUAGCUAGCAGGACAAGUGGUCAAGGAUUACGGGAAUUGUAGUCUCAAAACAUCUGGAGGGCCGAGGUUGAGGAAGCCUGCUCCAGAACAAGGGUUACCAAAGUGUCACCAGUGGAUGCACAUGCACUUAAAGAGAUCUCCCCUGGUACUCACAGGGUCCCUUCCCCCUGCCUUUCCUCCUGGUUUGCAAAUGCAGCCAUUCACCCAAAAAGGUUGUCAACCCUUCCCCCAGCAUGUUCUGGACUUGGGUGGGGUGGAAUCCAUAAAAAGGGACCAAAGUUUAAUGAAUGGAGUGCAAAUUUCAAAGGUACUUUUCAUGUUUUGUUCUGGUUGGUUCUUUGAUUCCUUCCCUCUGCCCCUGAGGAAGAACUAUUGGGCCUAAGGUCAUUGAGGUAAUGGAAGUUCGUGCAGGUAGACGGGAAUUGUGGACCCAUGCCUAGAGUCAUAGUUCAGUGGUAGGGUACAUGCUUUGCCUAUGUCCCCACUGUGGAAGGAUGUGUGGAUCCAGAAUUGGCCUCCACAGUCACUUAUGGACUCAACUGUUAAAACUGUGUUUGUGGAAGACAAUCUUACUUGGCUAUGAGUGAUCGCCAAAGAAGAAGAUGAAGAAGACAUGCUUUGCACACAAAAGGUUCAAUUCCUAGCAUCUCUGGGUAGGGCUGGAAAGGACUCCUUUCUGAAAUCAUUGAGAACAUGUGUUAGUCAGUGUAGAAAAUGCUGAGCUAAAUGGAUCACUGAUCUUAUUCUGUACAUGUUUUCAGUCUCAGUGUCUAGGACUAUAACUUUAUUAAAAAGCUUCUUGAUUAUCGUAAUUCUGCAGCCCCUUUCCAUCUUCUCUUAGACCUUCAAGCUGCUGACCUGCUCUGUGUUUGACAGAAUAUUUAUGGAUUAGCCAGGAGUCUAUUAGCAAGAAAAAUGGGCAAUUUGGGGUUUCAUUUAGACUUACAAAUCAGUCACUGUCUGUAAUCAUAGCCAAUUAGGCUCCUUUUGUCAUCUUCCUCCAUUUAAGCCCCCCCACAACAUUUCUCCUACACAAAAUUAGAGAAAGUUCAAAGAAAGUAUCUUGCAAUCCUGUACACACUUCAUUGGGAGUAAGGGUGCUUCUAAAUGGGGGUUUAAUAUUGUAAACGGGUCGCUGAGAUACCAGAAAAGGGUUGGUCUUCUUGGAGUGGGAAUAUGAGCUGGCAUUUUGAUGAUAACAAUGUUGUGUGGACAUGACAAAAAAACUGGCUUGCAUGAUACUGAUUCAACAAUAAACAUCCAUACAGGGCCAUCUUACCCAUAGGUACUAAGGGUAUGGGGCACCUGGGCGCUGGGCUCUCAGGGGCUCCAGGCCAAGAGUCCAGGGACUGAGAGUUGAGUCAGGGAAGAGCCCACCCGUUGGUCAGAGCGCCAUGGCAGGCUCUUCUGCUGCCAGCGGCUCUGCACCGCAAAUUUGGGGGCAAUCGAGCCAGAGAGACGCUGAGGCGGCCAGUCGGCUCCACCCUCCUGCACACCUGGGAUUGGGCAACUUGGCAGGGGGGGGCACCGGGCGGAUCUUUGCACCCCAGCGCCACAUAUGCUUAAAACAGCCCUGCAUCCACAUGAAAUCACCUAAGUCACGUUUAUCUCAGUGCGACUUUUUUCUGUAUAGGAGUUAGUUCUCCUUAAAGAUAAAGAACACAAGCCUCUAUUGUCCUGUGUAAUUUUUCUAAAGAGAAAUGUGUUAGGGUUCUCUUUUAUUCUUCAAGAACCAACUUUCUGGUGUAGUAUCAGUUUGAGACUUGCCUCCCUUCCUGCAUGUGUUAAUAUGUUUUCGCUUAAAAAGAUUUGUAUACCUCCUCCUUGUAAUAAAACCUCUAAGUGGCUUACAAGAAACAUUUAAUUAUCAACAAAAACCAGUUGAUUUUUCUGGUGUAGCACCCCCCUUUUUUGUACCACUAGGUUUGUAGCUAUUCAGAUGCCUUUGUGAGCUUGUUUCUUACAUCAUGUUUUCUUCACAGAGCCAUUUGCACAGUGAGUAAUACACACAAAGUCUGUUUCAGAAGAAUAAUUAAAAACAACAACAACAACCCCACAGUACUUUUGUAGAAAAGAUCAAAUCAGACAACAGAUGGGAGCCUCAGGCUGGAAACCCUUCAAAGCACUCUGUCUAUCCCUCGGGACUCCCCCCAGGCCACCCCCAGUAUUCAGGGUAGGAUUAUUCUCAGGAGCCCCAUAUGUGGAAGCCCUGCACAAGGACUUCUACAUGUGCAAUGGGGCUGCCCCCCUCUGCUCCCCCUGCACACUUUCUGAACCCCCCAAUUGACUCUGGUUGAAAUGUGACUUUGAACUGUGAUAAUGCCUCUUGCUUGGGAGAUGGAAAGAUGGGGGUAGGGUUGUAGAAACCUCUGAUGCCUGGAAUGUAGCCUUUCAUGCAGAAGCAAAGGCCACAUCCAUGGCUCCACAUGGGAUGCGGGUGGCGCUGUGGGUUAAACCACAGAGCCUAGGAUUUGCCGAUUAGAAGGUUGGCGGUUCGAAUCCCCGCGACAGGGUGAGCUCCCAUUGCUCAGUCCCAGCUCCUGCCAACCUAGCAGUUUGAAAGCACGUCAAAGUGCAAGUAGAUAAAUAGGUACCGCUCCGGUGGGAAGGUAAACGGCAUUUCCGUGUGCUGCUCUGGUUUGCCAGAAGUGGCUUAGUCAUGCUGGCCACAUGACCCAGAAUCUGUACUGGCUCCCUUGGCCAAUAAAGCGAGAUGAGCGCCGCAACCCCAGAGUCGGCCACGACUGGACCUAAUGGUCAGGGGUCCCUUUACCUUUACCUUUUAUGGCUUCACACACUCUUGUCUUUGACUCCACCCACCCCGGGAAGGUUGUGCAUGAGAAAAUGCAGCCCGUGGGCUGAAAAAGGUUCCCUGUUCAACAAGCGCACACUGGUCCGUUUGGUUGUAAAGCUUCCCCCCCCCUGCGUUCUUAUUUGAGGAAGACAGAAACCACCCCCAUACUUUGAUGGAGUCCGUCCUUAGAGAUUGAACUAAAGCUGCCCUAAAUUAAUGAAGUGAAAAACGCUGUCACGUCGCAAGCAGAAUGCCAAAGCUGCCUUUGUCUGGGGUGCGCUGCUGUCAGGCAACUUGUUCCUGGAGGUGCACUGCACACCUUUGGCCGAGCAAACGCGUUAGGCUGGGCGAACCACAGAUGUGGUUCUUGUACUCUGGGUCAUGCCGCAUAGUGUGCUGCUUCUGGAAUGGAGAAGGCGAUGCAUCCUCUGGCACAAGUAACACCAGUUGAGGUGACAGCGUGCCAUGGCCUGCCUGUCACGCUGAGGUGUCAAUUAAGCUGAUUUAUGCCCUUCUGGGUAAAUAAACAGAAUGCUCUCUGCACUCUGAGAUUCUGCUAUGUAGCAAACAAAUUUUUCCCUGACACCACUGGGAACCUAGUAGAUAGACAUCCUAGUCCCCUUCCUCUAUAUUUUAGCUAUGCUGUUAACAUUUCCCAGCUUCUCUUUUCCCUGUUUAAGUAUCUAGAUUUUAGGGUAAUUAAACAUUCAAAGAGAAAUAAAUAACCAGAGGUAAUUAAAUCAUUUGAGGCUUUGGAUACUUUUGACCAACACGAGCCAUGCUGCACACAGAGAUCUCCCCCCCUCCCCUUGGCUCUCCACAUUGUGGGACCAUCGGCUGUGGGGAGGACUGCAGGGCCUGCUCCCUUCCAGGGCCUUUUCCAACUGGCCCAGGGGGCGUGGCCCAGGCCCUUAUUUGGAACAAACUUUUGGGGAAGUGUGGGAAUUGUUCUGCCAUUGCUUCCCUGAUCCAGGUGGUUAAUGUGCUUUAAAAUGUCCUCAAGCAGUCGGUGGCAAUUUAAAUUUUUAUUUCUUUUUUCCUUUUUUCCUUUGUUGGGGGUGGGUGGGAUGGAUAUUUGGUUGGGGAUUAAUUUUAGUAUAAUUGUUCUGUUCCUUUUUUUGUUCUUGUUUUAUUGGUUCUGUAUAGUUUGUGUUUUGUUUUAAGGGGCGGGAUCAGGGCUGCCUGGGAGUGGGGCCCCGGCCAACACGAUGGCUGGGACAAGUUCCACAGGGGGGAAAGCACUGGGACAUCCGAUCUCGGUGAUCAUGGGCAGGAGGCGGAGUUACGCUAAGACCAGACCAUGUCAUUACCGAGGAGGCAGGUUUAGUCGUUGUUUGAAGACUAUCCCUGCCUCCGGGUCUGGCCUUGACCGGAUGGAUAUUGGAAUCAACAGGGGAAACCCACAUGACCUGAAGGUGUUGCUGUGUAAUGCCAGGUCAAUGAUGAAUAAAACCACUGCCAUCCAUGACCUGAUUGUGGAUGGAGGAUUUGACCUGGCGUGUGUGACAGAGACCAGGUUGGAGAAAGCGGAUGGGCCUGUCCUUGCCGCUGCUUGUCCACCAGGUUUCUCUUACGCACAGCAACCCAGGUCAUGUGGGUGGGGAGAUGUGUUUGCAGUGAUUUUUAGGAAAUCACUAGCUUGCACCAGGCGUCCUACUGGGAAGAUCCAGUUCUCUGAGUGCAUGUUCUGGAAGUUGGGCAAUAGGGGCAGUACAGGAUUCCUUUUGGUGUACCGACCUCCCCGCAGCACCAAGGAUUCCCUGUCCGAGCUGCUUCAGGUCGUGGCGGAUUUUCUCCUGGAGACACCUAGUUUGGUUGUCCUAGGGGAUUUUAACAUCCAUGCUGACACGACCUUACAAGGGGCUGCUCGGGACUUCGUGGAAAGCAUGGCCUCCAUGGGGCUGUCCCUGAAUAAGUUUGGCCCAACUCAUAGUCAUGGACAUGCCUUAGACCUGGUAUUCACCUCUAGUGACGUGGGUGAUCUGACACUAAGUAAAAGUUAAACAAAAGAAGUGCCAUGGUCAGAUCACUUCCUGGUGCAACUGGACUUGUCCGCGACCCUUCCCCUCUGCAGGGAGAUGGGACCAAUUUGGAUGGUCCGCCCCCGCCACUCAAUGGAUCCAAAUGGUUUCCAAAGAGUGGUAGGGGAUGCUUUAUUCCAUGUUGAUGGCCUUUCAGCUGAUUCCCUGGUGGCCCGCUGGAAUGUGGAGUUAACCAGGGCUAUCGACUGUCUGGCUCCGAAGUGCCCUCUCCGAUUGCAUGGAGCCUGGACAGCCCCGUGGUUUUCUUUGGAGCUGAGGGCGAUGAAACAAUCGCUGAGACGGCUAGAGCGUCGGUGGCAGAAAACUCACUCUGAAUCUGACCGGACACAGGUUAGAGCUCAACGUCGAGCCUACCAAGUGGCGAUAGCGACGGCGAAGAAGACUUUCUUCACCGCCUCUAUUGCAUCUGCAGAAAAUAGUAGCAGGAGACUCUUUCAGGUGGUUCGCAAUUUAACGGAACCACCUUUACCACUGGGGCCUUGUAAAGACCCCAAGAUCUCAAAACGAUUUUGCAAAGUUUUUUGUAGAUAAAAUCACUCAUAUUCGGAAGGAGCCAGACACCACCGUGGGAGCAGGGCUGGGGCGGGAGAGUGCUAGAGCUCUGUCUGGUCAAGUUGCAUGGAAUCAAUUUCAAUCCGUUACCCCUGAGGAUGUGGACAGGCUGCUUGGACGCGUGAAACCAACCACCUGUCUCGUUGAUCCUUGCCCAUCCUGGCUAAUAAAAGCAAGCCGGGAAGGGCUGGGCGAUGGGCUCUGCGGGGUGGUGAAUGCUUCCCUCUGUGAGAGAACAUUCCCAGAUCCGCUGAAAGAGGCGGUCAUUAAACCACUUCUUAAAAAACCAUCUUUAGACCCGGCCAGUAUGGCCAACUAUCGCCCAGUCUCAAAUCUUCCAUUCUUGGGCAAGGUGAUUGAGCGCGUGGUUGCUGAACAACUCCAGGCACGCCUGGAGGAUGCGGACCAUUUGGAUCCCUUCCAAUCAGGAUUCAGGCCUCAUCAUGGGACUGAAACUGCCUUGGUCGCGCUGGUUGAUGAUCUCCGGCGAGCUAGGGACAAAGGUGAGAGUUGUUUCCUAGUUCUGCUGGAUCUCUCAGUGGCCUUUGAUACAAUCGACCAUAACAUCCUUCUGGACCGUCUAGAGGGGCUGGGAGCUGGGGGCACUGUUAUACAGUGGUUUCGCUCCUUCCUCCUGGGCCGUGUUCAGAAAGUGGUGGUGGGGGAUGAGUGUUCAGACCCCUGGGCCCUCACUUGUGGGGUGCCUCAGGGUUCCGUCCUCUCCCCCAUGCUUUUUAACAUCUAUAUGAAGCCGCUGGGAGAGAUCAUCAGGGGGUUUGGACUGGGUGUCCAUCAGUAUGCAGAUGAUACCCAGCUCUACCUCUCUUUCAAAUCUGAACCAGUGAAGGCGGUGAAGGUCCUGUGUGAGUGCCUGGAGGCGGUUGGAGGAUGGAUGGCGGCUAAUGGAUUGAGGCUGAAUCCUGACAAGACAGAAGUACUGUUCUGGGGGGACAGGAGGCGGGCAGGUGUGGAGGACUCCCUGGUCCUGAAUGGGGUAACUGUGCCCCUGAAGGACCAGGUGCGCAGCCUGGGAGUCAUUUUGGACUCACAGCUGUCCAUGGAGGCGCAGGUAAAUUCUGUAUCCAGGGCAGCUGUCUACCAACUCCACCCUACCUGCCCGCGGACUGUCUCGCCAGAGUGGUGCAUGCUCUAGUUAUCUCCCGCUUGGACUACUGCAAUGCGCUCUAUGUGGAGCUACCUUUGAAGGUGACUCGGAAACUAGAACUAAUCCAGAAUGCGGCAACUAGACUGGUGACUGGGGGCGGCCACCGAGACCACAUAACACCGGUCUUGAAAGACCUACAUUGGCUCCCAGUACGUUUCCGAGCACAAUUCAAAGUGCUGGUGUUGACCUUUAAAGCCCUAAACGGCCUCGGCCCAGUAUACCUGAAGGCAGCGUUCUGCCCGGAUGCUGAGGUCCAGCGCCGAGGGCCUUCUGGCGGUUCCCUCAUUGCGAGAAGCAAAGCUACAGGGAACCAGGCAGAGGGCCUUCUCGGUAGUGGCGCCCGCCCUGUGGAACUCCCUCCCAUCAGAUGUCAAAGCGAUAAAUAACUACCUGACAUUCAGAAGACAUCUUAAGGCAGCCCUGUUCAGGGAAGUUUUUAAUCUGUGAUAUUUUAGUGUAUUUUUUGUUUCUAUGGAAGCUGCCCAGAGUGGCUGGGGAAACCCAGCCAGAUGGGCGGGGUACAAAUAAUAAAUUAUUAUAAUAUUAUUAUUAUUGUUUCAGCACCAGAGUUGUACAGUGGUAUCUCGGGUUACAGAUGCUUCAGGUUACAGACGCUUCAGAUUACAGACUCCGCUAACCCAGAAAUAGUACCUCAGGUUACAAACUAUGCUUCAGGAUGAGAACAGAAAUUGCACGGCGGCAGUGCUGCGGCAGCAGGAGGCCCCAUUAGCGAAAGUGGUGCUUUAGGUUAAGAACAGUUUCAGGUUAAGAACGGACCUCUGCAACGAAUUAAGUACUUAACACGAGGUACCACUGUACUUGGUUAGAAUGGAGGGAAGACCCUUCUUUGUCUCUAUGCCAAGGCUUUGGAAGACCCUACCAAUAGAGGCUCACCUUGCCUCUUCUCUCUGAUGGUCUUUCAACACGGUGCAGAGACAUUUCUUUGCUGAGCUGCUCAUCCUAAUCUUCCUGAAGCUUUCCGUGAGACAUGAACGAUAUGCUGCCUCUUUCUUUCUUUUGCUGUUGCUUUCUUUUUGCCCUUUAUUGUUUGUCUGGUUUCGUGGGUUGUUUAAGCUGCAAGGCAACCUGGGCAUUAAUUUCACUUCUGCUUUUAAUAAAUAAAUAAUGGGAUUAGCAGGGUCAGGUCGGUGUCCCUCAUCGUUCCCUCAGCCUCAGGGCCAAACCUAAGAGGCUGUGAAACCUUAGAGACAGGUGAAAAAGGCUUUCCCAUGUAAACAAUCCUCUGCCAAUCUCUCCCACCCAAAUGCACUCGCCGUGGGGAAAUAACCAUUUCUUUUGUGAGCCAGAGAAUCAUAGUUUCUUAAUGCCAACGUGAUACCUUCCAGAUGUUGUGGAUUACAACUUCCAUUUGACGUAGCUAGCAUGGUUUUCAUGCACCAUCACAAUUCAGAUAUAAUUUUUUUUAAAAAAACAAGCCUGAAGAUUUUGUGAAUUUGCUCAUGUAAUAUUACUAUUUCGUAUGAAUGAAGAUGGAUGUAUGCCCUAUGCAACAUUACCAAAGAGGAAUGGUUGCUAAUCGCUACCUUAAAUAAGCAGGACUUAAAAUAUGAGAGUAGCACCCCCAAAGAGCAGGAUGAAGCCCCGUUCAUACAUCCACCUGUUCUACUAGACCGGCCAUCUAGUUAGACAUAGCAACUGCCUUUGGUAACUCUAUCCCUACGCAGUUUGUGUGACUGAGAGCUCUUGAAUAAAUGAAUUUAAUAGAUUUCGACAACUGGUACCAAUGCCAUGGUCUCUGUGCUUUCCCUCUCUGAUCCCAGGUUGCAUUCAUGACAUGGUCAGUGGUCAGGGAUGAUGGGAGUUGUAUUCCACAAUAUUUGGAGGGUUGCCACAUUGGCUACCACUGCUCUAUGCAACUAGGAAGAUGAACACAAUAAAUGCAUUUAAACAUGGCAGGAUACACAUUGAAUGCUUAGGCAGGUAAGCACUUUACCUGUGGUCUUCAGCAUGUCUGGUUCAACCCUCUCUUCCCCAUCUGCAGUAGUAAUGCUGGCUUGUUUUACUGGACUGUUGAGAUGAUGUGCAUCAAGUGCCUGCAAUGCUGUACAAAUGUUUUGUGGUGAUUUAAAUGGUUUGUGGUGAUGGUGGUGAUUAGAUAUGAAUGAGAUGAAGGCAUUACUGUGCUUUCUGAGUGUAUCCGUUCAGAUCUCUGUGCUGCACAUUUCCUCAGUGUGCUUUGGAUAACAGGUGAGAGGGGCAUAGCUCAGUGGCAGUACACAUGCACUGCGUUGUGAAGGUCCUGGGUGAUGGGAAGUACCUCUAAUGAAGAGCCACUGUCAGUUAAAGCAGAGGUAGAAUGGGCAAUAGGUCUGACCUGAUAGAAGCAGUUUCCUAGUUCCUAAGCUUCCACUGAAGUCCAGUUCCAGCUGUGCUAUAUUUCACAAUAAACUAUUCUGCGGGUUAAUUUUACUGUUGAUAUUUUUUUUCAGAGGCUCAUUAAUGCUACCAGUGCCGGAGUCAAUCCUGUCGGAGAUCCCGUUAACAGCAGCAGUCACUGGGACCUCGGAAGUGCCUUUUUCUUUGCUGGAACUGUCAUUACAACUAUAGGUAUGCAUUUAUAUAGUAUUUAAGGUGGAGGCAGAGAUGGAAAAGAGUGGGGUUUUUGUAGGGUUGUUCAUGUAGGCAAAGGGAUGCGGGUGGCGCUGUGGGUUAAACCACAGAGCCUAGGACUUGCCGAUCAGAAGGUCGGCGGUUCGAAUCCCCGCGACGGGGUGAAUUCCCGUUGCUCGGUCCCUGCUCCUGCCCACCUAACAGUUUGGAAGCACGUCAGAGUGCAAGUAGAUAAAUAGGUACCGCUCUGGCGGGAAGGUAAACGGCGUUUCUGUGCGCUGCUCUGGUUCUCCAGAAGCGGUUUAGUCAUGCUGGCCACAUGACCUGGAAGCUGUACGCCGGCUCUCUCGGCCAGUAAAGCGAGAUGAGUGCCACAACCCCAGAGUCGGCCACAACUGGACCUAAUGGUCAGGGUCUCUUUACCUUUUUUAUCAUGUAGACAAACAAUCCCGAUCAGUUUCUGCAUGGAAAAUAGGGGCAGGCAGCACAGCCCCACCACAAGCUAUCUUUCUGUUUUGAUUCUGCUCACAGACCACACACACACACACACACACAGAUCAACAAUCCAGUGCCCCUGGGCACCAUGGCACCCACAAAGGUCUUCAUUGGUGCCCCCUAGGCAGGCACCCCGAUACUUAGGUUUCUUUCUUUUUUAAAGCAGCAGUCUGGUCCUCCUAGAAAGAAAGUUAUGAAGCAAAAUGUGGAGGUAGCUUUCUAAGCAAUUUAAGUGACGUGAGCUUGCUGGCUACUCUUGGCUGUCAGUAUUUUAGCUAAUGAGUGAAGGCAAAGCUGUGAUUGAUAAGGGAGUUGUUUGGACACAUGGCAAUAGGAACUCCUUGGGGUCCUAAGAGCUGCUCUUCCCCCCUCUGGUCUUAUUAUUGGAAUCUCCCUAACCAUGUCUUGGUUUGCACAUCCAAGAAAAUGUACUAGCUCCUUGAGAGCCAGUGUGGUGUAGUGGUUAAGAGCGGUAGACUCGUAAUUUGGUGAACCGGGUUCGCGUCUCCGCUCCUCCACAUGCAGCUGCUGGGUGACCUUGGGCUAGUCACACUUCUCUGAAGUCUCUCAGCCUCACUCACCUCACAGAGUGUUAGUUGUCAGGGAGGAAGGGAAAGGAGAUUGUUAGCUGCUUUGAGACUCCUUAGGGUAGUGAUAAAGCGGGAUAUCAAAUCCAAACUUUUCUUCUUCUUCUUCCUAGCAAGCAGCUUGCACCUGCUUUUCUCCCACCCUGGGCUUCCUAGGUCAGCACGGGAUGACAGCUAAGCCAAGGUUUGAGUUAACAAUUCACACAUCUGUAGGUAUAUGUUUAUUGAAUUGUAGGUAGCUGCAGAGAUUGAAAACCAGAGUGCGAAUUGCAGGUUCUUGGCUCUUGGAAGAAUGAGCAGAGUGCAUUUCUCCAGGGGCUGAAACUUCAUCCUGCAUUCUGAACUUAACAAUGACAAGAGUGAGAGAGAACAAACAGAAAAUAAUAGCAUAGAUCGUAAUCCAAACUCUUGUCAUCUUACAAUUGUGCUACUGAUGUUAAUGCAGAUGGUGCUCCCUGUUUUGGCUCUGGGUUAUGAGGUGGUCUUUAGCGGGGGUAAAAUAAAAAUAUAAGUAUCUCAAUUAAAAUUAAUAUUGAAAUGAUAAGAGAUCAAGUUCAUAGGAAGCUCAGCUUCUGGAUCAAUAUGCGAAUGUACUGCAGCACUAUAUGUGAGGAUAGGGGCCACCUAUUAAUUGGGCGAAGAGCUGCAUGGCUGAUCUUGCUGUGUAUAGUCAUGCAACAUUCCCAACAAGGGAAAUCCUAUGCAAGUAGAUCUCUAUGCAUACAGACCUUCUGAGGAGCUGGGAUGCUACAUGAUCAGGUUUCUACUCUGAUAAGGACAUAAGAGGAGCCCUGAUGGAUCAGGCCCUGUUCUAGUCAUAUUCUUUCUCCUAGCUGCUGAUAUUCUGCCAGAGUCCACCCCUCCACCCCUUGUUAGGGCUGCUUUCUCUUUCCUGUUUGACUCACAUGGGUGAUCCAGUUCAAUCCAAUCAGAGAGAAUCUAGGGAAUUUAAUGUUGUUGUGAUGGUUACUGACAUCACUGAGGGCAACACCUAUUCAGAGUUCCUGGAUCGAACACUUCUGAGGACAUCAAAGCAACCAUUGGCUCAUUUUGCCCCACAGUGCCUCUCUGCUACUACUAUGCCAUGAUGUAGUAUCCUUUCAGAUCUAGUAUCCUUUCAGAUGUAGUGUUGAAGGGAAAUGCUGGCGCUAAUCCAUUUAAGAAGUGUGUAUGUGAGAGAGGAGAGAGUGAUGGAGGGACAGAGGGAUCCUACAGUCUUUUGCAGGGUUCAUGACAGAUCUAAUCUAAAAAGCUUAUCCUUUGUUUUGCUUGUUUCUGGGUCUGAAUAAUUCAUUCUUGGUCUGAUCUCUGUACAUGGCUGCAUGUUUCCAAUGUGAAAGUGCAUUUUUAUUGCCAGGCUGCAAACCGCUGAAAUGAAAUGGAUUUUAAUGGAGUAGGCAGUAAAAUGGUCUGAACUUUGGUGCUGUAACUAUACUUUUCAUUUCUGCCUCUUGUUUCAAUGAAAAGGGGUGAGUUGAGGAAGCCCAGCACAACAGAUAGUGAAGCAAUGAAGUCUGUCUAAGUGGCAGUACGUUGAUAUCAAUGAACGUCUGUUGGAUUAGAUUGUCUGCAUGUAUGGGUAGCUAGAAUAUAUAUAUAUAUAUAUAUAUAUAUAUAUAUAUAUAUAUAUAUAUUUGAGAGAAUGGGAAACCUCCAACCUGCAAAUCUAAAUAGGCCUCCCCAUUUGACACAACAAGCCAUUGGCUAACUGACACCCACCUGUCAUCGUAUAUGAUGUCACAUGUGGGGCAGGUGAAGAGAUCUGACACAACAGGGGUUUACAGGCACAGCCAGUCAGCUGAUCGGCAGCACCAGUAAAGCCUUUGCAAGCCCCAACAGUCAGCUGAGUGCCAAGUCUUGUGAAGCCCCUUGCAAAGUGCUAUGCGAUAUGAUGCUUUGCAAAACCCAACAGUCAGCUGAUUUUCAGAGCUCAGGAAGCCCUUGGCAAAAGCACUCUGAAAGAGAGGCCUUGUGAAGCCCCUUGCAUAGCACUAUCAAGUCAAUGUUGUUCCAAAUCCUUAUUGCAAGAAAUUAAAAUGUCUGGAUGAAUAAAUUUGUCUGAACUGCAGUGUAGUCACCAGGUGAACCUCUUUUUAGGCAAGGCAUUCCAUACCUGAAGAACCACUGCUACGAAAGCUCCUUUUUGUUGUUGUUAAAUGUACCUCUGUUAAUGAAAGCACUGGAGAAGGCCUUGGGCUUUUAAAAAGUAAAUUGCAAAUAUUGGAAGCUAUUUGCAUUGGGAAGUAGUUCCAAUUCACUGCAGACAGUGUGUGUGUGUGGUGAUCCUGAUGAGGGCUGGAUCUAGACGCAUCAAAAAAGCGAUUCAGUUAAAUGCGUUGUAAACUUCAUACAGGGAAAUCCCAUUGGCGAAAAAUGGGACUCCACAGCGCCAUCUGGUGUCGCAGUAUUAUAACGCAUAUAAAGCGCUUUGUCUUUAUGAAUGUAGGUGAGUCCGAGGACUGCAAUGGGAUGCAAAUGGCAAAUGAUUAAAGUCCCCUCCCCACAUUCCAGGUUCCUGAUGCAGAUCAGAAUGCCCAUACCUUCAGUUUGCUUAAAACUUGCCCACCAUUUGUGUAGUAUUGAUUGUGUAAAUCGCAUCACAUUUUCCUUGGCCUUCGUUGUAAACAAGAGUUUGGAAAUUAAAUACACCCUUGUGCAAGUUAAUUGAAACAAAGCAUGUUUUGUGUCUUACUCGUAAUCCUGUACUCAAAACAAACACAAAUAGUCAGUUGAUCAUUAUGGUGUCAGAAGCCUGCAGCCAAUAGAAGGAAUGAUGUGCUCACCACAAUAUAUUGAAGUUCUACGAAAGAGUGUUAUUCCAAAGCUGGAAAAGAGGUAUCCUGACGGUACUGGGAUAUUGCAGCAGGACCUAGCCCCCUGUCACACAUCAAAAGUGGUGAAGAAAUUCAUGACAGAGCAGCAAAUACAGGUACUUGAUUGGCCAGGGAAUUCCCUGGACAUAAAUCGCAUUGAGAAUUUGUGGGCUACACGCAAAAGUCACCUCCGUGCUGUAGACUGUACGACUAUGGAGAAGCUCAUUCAGGCACUGAUUCAAGUGUGGUACAGGGAUCCGAAAAACAACAGUGACUGUUCAAAACUAGUAGACUCCAUGACAAACUGUGUUCAAAUGCUUCUGAAAGAUAGCGGAGGACAUAUCCGUUACUAAUGUACGUAUAUGUGACUUUUGUACAUGUAUAUGUGAGUUUUGUACUACUAAGUUCAUUGUUUCAAUUGUUUCAUUUCAAUUAAUUUGCACAAGGGUGUACUUAAUCCAAGAAAAAAACUCCCUGAGUUAUCUGUGAGACAAUAGGCAAGUUUAAAACCUGCAGUUGUUCCUAUCAUGGCAGGACUGAUGUUGCUUUAAUCUAAAAGUUAGGGGACAUAUCUUGAAAAUCAAAGUCCUUGGACAAUGCAUGAAAAUAAGUGCUUUAAAAAGGGUGUGUGUGUGUAAGAAUGUCAGAUAAUCUCUUGAAGAUUCACAUAAACUGGGAAAUGUGGGGAGAGGGGUAUGUGUAAGAACUGGACAUUUCACUAGGUAUAAUAUGAGAUAAAGACUGGACAUAAUUCAGAACUCCAGCCUGAAAAUGUGAUUACUCUGUUGAGUCACACUCCCAUCAGGAGUCAAUUUGCAAAGGCCGUAUGCAGUAGCAUGACAAAGCAUGGCUUUCCUUUGGCUUUCCUUUAGCAAAAGUCUUGUAUCCUGCCGUGUUGACAAAAACGUGUUUCAGAUUAAUCAAAUGAUAGGUUUCAUUAGGAACUCAGUUCCAUGAAGAAAUGGUGGAAAUGGCGGGGUCUACAGGUUUUCAGGGCAAUUAACUCCUGAGCUGCUGUGAAUCCCAUUUAAAUGGAGGGCCAGGCAGUGGCCUGCUAUCCCAAAGUACUUCUUAUAGAGAUGAGCACAAUGUAUAGAUGGGUUCACACAAUCUCGCUCCUGUGGCUAGAUCCUGGCAAUAGCUCCCUCUGAUUGCACCAGUUCCUGGUGGGCAUUAUCAAUCAGAACUGUAUUUUGGCUUGAUUGAGGAAAUGUUUGUCCUGUGUGUUUUGUGUGAUGUCUGAAUAGACAUUGCAGUUCACAUCUCAAAUUAGAUCUGCUGGCUGGGAGGGCUCCAGGCUCUUCCCUGAAAUGGAUCCCCCAUUCAUUGGCACAUAGAUGCUAUCCUUACAUGUUUCCUCGGUCGGGGUGGCUGUGCUUGAACCAGCAGAAAAGGACCCUGUCUCUUAGAACUGCACUCCCCCAAUCAGGCAGAUUUCCAAGUACCCCAGUGAAUCCGCCAGUGCCAGUGAAUGAGGACCGUGAUUCAAUUGAGAGGCUGGAGUCAUUUCAGCCAGCAAUUGGGGAAGGACCACAGUUGAGUGGUAGAGCAUGCAGUAAGUCCCAUGUUCAGUCCCUGGCAUCUUUACAUAGGGUUGGGAAAGGAAGUGGCUUGUCAGGUAGGAAGGAACUGCUGUGCUGGUUUCCUGGCAGGUCGGUAGCUGUUGCUUACAGGAAGGGAGAGGGUAGGGAAGUCAGGAGGUUGGCACGGUGCAUCUACAUCUGCAAGAAUGCUGGAUUGCACCCCGUUGGUGCAUUUGCGCUACCUACCAGGAAGCUACCACACUGGCUCAACUCCAGCUGGCAAGCUGCUUCUAGCUGGGAUUGUAUCCUCUAUGAAGCCCAAGAGAGCCAUUGCCAGUCAGUGUAGAUGGCACUGAGCUAGGUGGACCAGUGAUCUAACUCAAUAUGUAAAGGUAAUAGGGACGCGGGUGGUCCUGUGGUCUAAACCACUGAGCCUCUUGGGCUUGCUGAUCAGAAGGUCAGUGGUUUGAAUCCACACGAUGGGGUGAGCUCCUGGUGCUCUUUCCCAGCUCCUGCCAACCUAGAAGUCUGAAAGCACACCAGUGCAAGUAGAUAAAUAGGUACUGCUGUGGCAGGAAGGUAAGCAGCAUUUGCAUGCGCUCUGACUUCCGUCAUGGUGUCCUGUUGCAGCAGAGCGGCUUAGUUAUGCUGGCCACAUGACCUGGAAAAAUGUCUGUGGACGAACACCUGCUCCCUUGGCCUGAAAGCGAGAUGAACGCCGCAACCCCAUAGUCACCUUUGACUGGACUUAACCGUUCAGGGGUCCUUUACCUUCUUUUCCCUUCUAACUCAAUAGAAGGUAGAUUCCUCUGUUCCAAAUUCCUGGCCACCUUGAUUUUCCCCCACUGUGAAUAUAUUUGAUUGCUUUAAAAAAUCUUCAUCUUGUUUGCUUCCCUGGUUGCCUUCGGGGAAAAGGGCUAGAUUAAAUCUAGUAAAUAAGUACCUGUGAAUAAGCACUUCAUAUUUGGAACAGAACUCUUGCUUUUGGGUAUUGUGCAGCUUCUUUUGGUGGGCACAAACCCAAUGUAACCUCAGAUGAGAUCAGAGAGGUUUGCAAGUCAGGGUCAACAUACCCAAUACCUGCAAUAUGUCCAAGGCCUGUGAAUGAACCAUGCUGCUUCUCCCAUUCAUUUAACCAGAGAUUUCUUUACAUGUGGGUUAAGUAAAGGGAUGUUUCAGCAUGUUGACAGUUCAAACAAUCACAAAAUGCUGCACUACCACACACUUCAGUGUCAUUCAGGUGAGGAUAAUGCACUUUGAGCAAAGUGCUAAUAGCUUCUAAAAGGGCUUCGGCGGAUGUGCAGUUCAGUGAGGAAGAGAAAGGAACAACGGUAAGGUUCCUUUUAUUUGCGUCAACGGUCCGCUUCUAUCUCUGUGCAGAAAUCAGUUGGGAGCCCUUCGUAUUCAUUUCCAUUACUCUUAUUUAAAAAGAAUUUGCUACAAUUUCUUCUUACCCAGGGAAUGGUUAAAGGUUCAGUUGGUAAUGGCUGCAAAAUUAUUUCUGGGUUGGUUUUAUUAUAUUAUUAUUAUUGAAAAGAGUACAACUAAAAAUGGGAAGUUUGAACCUGAGAAAUUUGUGUUUGAAAAUGUGUAUUGUAGAUAGGCAAUAAGAGAAUUUGGACUAGCUGUGGCUCCCUGUUGAGUACACUUGGUGACUAGUGGGUUUUUUGUGUGCAAUGUGUGAAAAGGCAGUCAGAUAAUCAGUAAUCAGGUAUCACUUCACUUUUAUUUUAUGGGAAGACAGCAUUGUGUCAUCCUGCUUCUUAGCAUGAUGGCUAUGUCCUGACUCCAUAGUUGGAGGCAGUAAUACUGAAUUCCAGAUGCUGGAAACCACACAAGGGGAGAGUGCUCUUUUGCUUGAAUCCUGCUUGUGGGUCUUCCACAAGCACCUGGGUGGAAUCUACACACAUAUAAAAACCGUUCUGAAAAGCAUUUUUAAAAAUACAUCGAAUUUUCCAUAAGGCUCACCAUUGCCAUCUAGUGUCACAUUGUAUAUUGCACUUAAGACACACCUAAAACCAGGCAUAGGCAAACUUGGCCCCCCGGAUGUUUUGGGACUACAGCUCCCAUCUUCCCUAGCUAACAGGACCAGUGGUCUGGGAUGAUGGGAAUUGUAGUCUCAAAACAUCUGGAGGGCUGAGUUUGCCUAUGCCUGCCUAAAACGUUUCAUUUGCAGCUGUAUAACUGAGUCCCUGGUUAGCCACUGUCAGAACAGGAUGCUGGAUUCGAUGGGCCAUUGGCGUGAUCCAUCAGGCUCUUCUUGUGAUGUUCCAGUGGCGUUAUUCCUUUUGAGGAGUUGCUAACAUAAGCUGGCAUUUAUUGAAGUAGAAUCCAUUGUAAUUACCGUAAUUAACAUGACUAAGCUAGAUCCACUAAUUUCAAUUUCUGCUGUGAGUAAAACUUUGUUGAAUGCCACCCAGACAUCUUUAAAAUAUGCUGGAACAAUCUCCACAUGAUCAUCAACAUCAGAUGCCAGUAUCUGACUGCCAAGAACUCUUAUCCGUAUCUCAGUUCUACUUUGUCAGUGAGGACUCAACCACCACUCCUUUUGUUUUCGUUCAGUAUUUUGAUAUGUGGUACAUGUUGAAUAGGUUAGAAAAAGCUUCUCAAUAAAGUUAACAAUGGAAACAAAAGAAAUAGAGUGCUAACAAGUUUGUUUUGUUUAUGGGAUUCACAUCAAGUUGAACACUUGUGCAGAUGUACAUAAUGCUGGAAGUUCAGCCCCACAGGGUGUAUAAAUUAAGGCAAGGUGUAUGCAAGGCUCUCCACACCCCAUUUUUAUUCUCUUUCUGGCAACACAAAGCAAGUGAGAUACUAAAAACUCCAAGUAAAUCAUUGCAUGUGCAGAAUGAUUUUUGUGAAUGCAACAGAGGUUCUUCCACCUUUGCAGCUCUUGCACCACCCACAAAUGUGCUCCAGAGGCUUGGAGAAAUUCCUAGAGCAGAUCUGGGGGUGCGUGGUUGGAAGAGAGGGAGGGGAGGUUCUGUUGCAUUUGAGGAACUCAUUCCACAUGUGCAGUGUAACUGGAUAUAACCUCACGAGCAGAUGUGGGGCAAUGGAAGUGGGAAAUUCCUCUUUCUUUGUAUACCUUCUUUGUUAUUUAGCAUCUCUCCCUUUUUCAUUUCCUCAAUGACUCUUCAGAUACUGAUAUGAGAGAUGAUGGUGAUUCUCUCUCUCUCUCUCUCUCUCUCUCUCUCUCCAGGGUAUGGAAACAUUGCCCCAAGCACAGAAGGUGGAAAAAUUUUCUGUAUUUUGUAUGCCAUCUUUGGGAUUCCACUCUUUGGCUUUCUGCUCGCCGGCAUUGGUGACCAGCUUGGGACCAUCUUUGGAAAGAGCAUCGCACGAGUGGAAAAGGUUUUUCGAGUAAGAUUGAAAUGGUUUUAUCUCUUUUUAGUCUUGAACCCUAAUGACAGGUCAUACAUAUGGCUAGAAGAUUUUGGGUGGCAAGACACAGUGAGAAUUAGGUAUUAAAAACACUUCUUGCGUUAUAAAUAUGCCUUGAAAUUUUGGGGAAAUGGGUUUUUUAUACCUCUCCAAAUGCAGUCAUCUUCAUAACUGCUGAUAUAUAUAUCAGGAGAUGAAUGAAUUUGGAGUGCUUGUAGACUAGAAGAGAAAAUAGAUACAGUGGUCAUAUCAGAACUGGUGGCCCUGUGAAAAUAUCUGGCUAGAAAACCUAUAUUGAAAAAUCCCUGGAUAUAAAACUUGUAUGAAAUAGAUCCCUGGGUAUAAAACGUGUAGAAAGAUCCAAUACUGGUGUUAUAUUUAUUUUAUUUUAUUUAUUUAACAAAUCUGAUAUACUGCUUGGUUGUUAAAAAAAGAAGAAGCCCAAAUUACACGGAAAAAACACCUAAUGAAAGCAAACAAGUACAUGCUUUAAAGAGUGACUUACAUAACAUACAUAAUGAGCUACCCUUGCAUUGACCUGGUUUGCACGUAAUGCUAAGCCAUGGUUUAUUCAAAUACAGUGUAUUGAACUAUGGCUUGUUUGGUACUUCAAACCCUGUCCAGUGACUUGUAUGCUACCAAGAAACCAAGCUCUGAAGACAUGGUUUGUUUUUAGCUUAUAAGCCUUGGUUUGUUUUAACUAUGGCUUGGUGUGUACGUGCAAACUUGCACUCUUCUUUAAUCAUGGGUUGUGUGACUGUCCCACCCCAGAUGCCCACCAAGCUACAAAGGCAUGAGGCAAGAACAAUUGGAAAAGAAACAAAACUUUGGAGAAACAAGCCAUGAUGUGGUUGCCUGUAGAAAAAUGCAUGGUUCAGUUCUCAUUAACUUGUGGUUUGUUAAACAAACCAUAGCUUUGCAUCACGUGCAAAGCAGGUCAUUGACUGUUAAAAAUAACCAUACAGACAACAAAAUGUGACUUCUAACAGCUCAUCCCCAUAAUGUCAACUUGGAAAUAAAUUCCAGUGAGUUCAGUGGGACUUACUCCCAGUUAGGCAUGUAUAGGAUUGUGGCCUCAAUAUAUACAAAACAACAUAUGACAAAAUGUCUGGAUGCAGCAAAUGAUUGUUUCUUAACAGUCACGUGAACAAAAAAUAGAGAGACAACGCUUGCUUUAAUCCUGAGUGGCACCUGGGAUCUGGUGCCAGAUUAUUGCUAUGCACCACAUGAGUCUCCGAGUAGUGAGAGACUCCAGGGUUCCUGUGCUUACCCAAUUUUGGUUUCCUUGGAAUGAAGGUCAUUGGUGACUGUGGUGUCUUUAAGAUACAGUUGUACCUUGGAAAUCAAACGGAAUCUGUUCCGGAAGUCCGUUUGGUUUCCAACAUGUUUGGAAACCAAAGCACGGCUUCUGAUUGGUUGCAGGAAGCCCCAUAAGCUCCAUUGGACGUUCAGCUUCCAAAGAACGUUCACAACCUGGAACACUCACUUCUGGGUUUGUGGCGUUUGGGAGCAAAAAUGUCCGAGUACCAAGGCGUUCGGGAUCCAAGGUACGACUGUAUAUGGUUUUAUUGACACACAUAUACAACCUCAGCAUUAAAUGGAGGGACUUGUAGCAUCAACAACCCAAUGGAUUUUGCUUCCCCAUUUGGUUUCCAGGGAAGCCCUGAAAUCCAGCAGAGAGCAAGACAUAUACCUGCACAGACACACCAAAAACAAAACAACAACAACAAAAAACACUCUUGUUCUGUGUAGAAGCUAAGUGAGGGAAAGCCCACCCAUUUGUUUCUAUAGCACAGGGCAGCUUCUUCGGAUAGGCUAAAUCAAGGCACUUAACUGUAAGUAGCCAGCCAAAGCCAUUGCCUUGACAAAGGAACUGGUUCUGUAAGCUUCCCCUUUUACAUUCUAUCCUCAGAGAUACAGGAUUGCGGGUUUGGAAGGGGACUCAUGGUGGAGGGCAUCCAAACUAUGUUCCCUUAUGCUCAUCUCAUUAUAAAGGAUGUUGAACCACUAGGAAACAUGGUCUCUCAAGGCUCUUUUUUUCUUAGGAAUGAGGAGUUAAAACUGCUUUUCUUUGAGUGAUUUUUCUUAUGCAACCCAAGUUGGACUUUUCGGAUUGAAAGGGUAUCUGUGACAACAGGGUAUCAGUGCCAUGUUUUGCCAGGAUCUACCCCUUCCACUUAUCUCUGCUGGACUCCAAGGCAGUCCGCUUUUCAGUCUGCCAGGCUAUCACUAUAGAUAAUUUAUAAAUGCUUUUAAAACCUACAAUACUUUGAGAUCUGCGGAUGAAUACACUUCCUCUUUCCUCCUUUUGGCACAGCUCUCAGAUCCCAUGGGACUGUCUCCAGAACCAUAUGCAAAUUAAUAUUAAUCAUAUCCUCUAUUAGGAUAUUUUUCUAAGUCUGCAGAAGGAAUUUGCCUGCGGGUUGGGGUGGUUGGGAGGAAGUGACUCUCCAGAUCAGGUACUGGGAUGAACUCCAGCAUCCCCUGACUUAAGCUAGAGGACCCAUGAAAAGAGCAAAACUCUAGUUUCUGUGAAGUUAAUCUUGACUGGGACUUGAAGAAUCUCCCCUACUGAGCUCCAACUAAAUCAACCGUGUUUCUGUAAAGCUCUAAGUAUGUAGAAAUUGCUUUUGUGCUAGCUGUAGCUUAUAGUCUUCUCCUUUUGAUGUUUCCUGUUUGACCCUAAGGGAAAUCAGUGUACUAAAGGAUUCUUUUUCUUUCUUUCUUUCUUUCUUUCUUUCUUUCUUUCUUUUUAAAUAAAAAAAUAUUUAAUUUUUCAGUUUAAAAUUUUACAAUCCAUUAUCCAACAACCAACAUAAAAACAAGAUUCCAAAGAAUCUCCAGAACUUCCCUCCUCCCCUUUGUGCUUCCUUUUGUUAACCAUUUCCUCCCACAUCUUUUUCAUCUCAAUUAUAUCCAAAAUUCAACAUGAAACUACAAGUGUUAUUCCAAUCCUACUAAUGAUUUUAGCUGUUUACAAUGGUUUUUAAAGAUACAUUACAGGUAUGCAUCUUCCCCAUUCCUUAUUAAAAUUUUGGUCUUCCUGAUUUCUGAUUCUUCUGGUCAUUUUUGCCAUUUCGGCAUAGUCCAUCAACUUAAUCUGCCAUUCUUCUCUGGUAAGGAGUUUGUCCUCUUUCAAUCUCUGGGCCAUUAACAUUCAGGCAACCUUCCACUCAUUCUAGUGGCCUGCACAAAGUCUCUCUCUCGCACUCAAACAACAUGAAACUGCGUUCCUGCUUGCGUGUCCUCUAACUUGUUCCAUCGCUAUGCAGUGGAACUGACUUGGACACAAACCUUGCUCUAACUCUGCUGGCUGAUGAUGUGUGCGUGUGAGAAGGCUUGUUCUUUCUGUGCCGAUGGGAUGUGCUCCACAACUUGGAACUCUUCCCAAGCAAUUUCUUCUGUGAGCAGUUCGGUUGCUCGCUGCAGCAACAGUACUUUUAGCAGUUCUCCUGGAGCAUAACUGGGAAAAGGAGAAGGGUAAUUUCUCCCACAGGAAUAAAACUAUAGUUCAGCUUUAGCUGAACUGAAUUUGAAAGGGCUAAAUUUGGUUACACCACAUUUUGCAAACACCUCCGAAUGUUCUAAUUGCACACAGGCUUCAGAACUGCUGAGAUAAUAAUUUAACCUCUUUAAGGUGAUGUCCAGAGGUAUUCUGCUCUCGUGCUGCGAACAUUUUGAUAUAUGAAGUUUAAAUUAUGUUUGAGUCUCUCUCGUACCGUUUAUGGCAGGCAUGGUCAAACUUGGACCUCCAGCUGUUUUGGGACUACAACUCCCAUCAUCCCUAGCUAACAGGACCAGUGAUCAGGGAUGAUGUGAACUGUAGUCCCAAAACAGCUGGAGGGCCAAGUUUGGCCAUGCCUGAUUUAUGGUAAUGUUAAAAUGGAAUGGAAAAUCAAAGGGAGGUGUUUGUAUUUUCAGAUGAGAAUUCUGGCCAACCUGGGCUUUGCAUUCUUAUUAGAAACUCAACUGAAUCAAAAACUGCUUUAAGCCUCAGGGCCUUUGGGGGGGGGGAUAUAAACCAUGGCUGCAGGUUAAAAUCAAACUGAAUCCAAUUUCAGCAGCAUUAUGCUGUUGGUAUAAAUAGCCCUCAAAGCAGUGCUUUGUUUGACUGCCCUGUAUGAAUGUGUUAUUUCCCUCUUAACUUCCUUAGUUUACCAAAAUGAUCAGUUCAGGUUUCAAAGGAUAGAUACAAGUUGGAGGCAGAGAGGUAGUUCUGAUAUUAUUAUUAUUAUUAUUAUUAUUAUUAUUCUGCCGUUUACCCUAAGUUCCCAGAGCAGGUUGCAAUAAUAAAAAAGAACAUUAAAAUAAUUUAGAAACUUAGUUACAAAAAAUGUGCACAAACCUUUUGUACAAACAAACAUGGACACCCUUCAUUCCUUUCCUGUGAGCUACCUGCUUAACCAUGGUUUCCCGUUUCAUCCAAACAGGAAUGAAUUGUGCUUCUUAAGCUGUGAUAUCCAUGAACUGUUUGCUCAUACACAGAACCCCUUUGUUUGAACUACAGUGAAACUAUAUAAUUAACCAUGUUUUCUUCUUUCGUCAAAACCAGGAAAACUAUGGUUGCCAGCUUCAGAAUAAAACAGAUCACUGAAUCAAUUUCAAACUGUGGAUUAAUAUCCUGGCUUUUUCCAUGGCUGGUAACCAAAGCUCCGAGGGCCUUCUGGUGGUUCCCUCCCUGCGAGAAGUGAGGUUACAGGGAACCAAGCAGAGGGCCUUCUCGGUAGUGGCUCCCAUCCUGUGGAAUGCCCUCCCAGCAGAUGUCAAGGAAAUAAUGAACUAUCUGACUUUUAGAAGACAUCUGGCGGCAGCCCUGUUUAGGGAAGUUUUUAAUGUUUGAUCUUUUAUUGUGCUUUUAAUAUUCUGUUGGGAGCAGCCCAGAGUGGCUGGGGAAACCCAGCCAGAUUGGUGGGGUAUAAAUAAUAAAUUACCGGUAUUAUUAUUAUUAUUAUUAUUAUUACUACUACUAUUAUAGCUUCGUGUUUUUGAUGAAAGAGGAAACUAUGGUUAAUGAGCUGCUUCAUGGCUGAAGUGUAAAAGGGCUCCAUGCCUGAGCAAAAGGCUCAGGCAUAUUGUUAUGUACUGAAGUUCUCACCCUGGGCCAGCAGGGGGAUACUAUAGAUAGUUGUGCAAAUGAAGGAUCGAAAGUGACGUUCAGUGAUUGGAUAGUUUUAGAAAGUUGCUACAGUUACGUUGUUCUGGAGCUCUAUAUAAGCAGGCUGACUGAGCUCUUCAGUUCAGUUCUGUUCCAGCUUACAAAUAAAGAGCUGCUUUGGAAGAAUCACUGUGUCAUCUGAUAUGUUCACCCACAACUUAACACAUAUGACAGUGUAAGAAGCUGAACACUGUAUGUGGAUAGAGUUGUUAUUUAUUUUAGUCAUUAGAUUGCACUGGGUGGAGUCAGGAAUUCCUGUGUCUUGUUCUGUUCCUGUGGGGAGCGGACGAUUGAAUAUGUAAGCUUUGGAAGAUGCUCCAAAAGUGCUGCUCACUAGACACAAUUACUAGUAAAAUACAACUUCAUAUACUAUCACGAUUAGUACCACUUGUGCAUAGCAAUUUCAUGCUUAUAUGAGUGGUGAGACCACCACAUCAUUUCGGCUGCAUUCAGACAACAUUCCAUUCUGCUUUCCUGGUGAUUUCCUUACCUGAUAUUUUUUAGCAGUGUGAACUGCAUUAUUCUGUGCAGGCUCCUCUAGAAUAUUAGCUAUGGAGAUGUUGCAAACUGUUGUGACUUCAACUCUUAAGAAUCUGCUCUCGUUGCUUUAGAAAGGUAGGGUGCUGCUGUUUCAAAGACACGUGGGUUUUGUUUUGCUUUUAAAGUCAGUGUGAUAUGGGGAUUUAGCUGCAUGCCUCCCCACUAAAUGUGGUGUUUAAACACUCCACUUUAAAUCUCACUGCAAUGGUUUUAUGAGUCCAAACCAAUUAUUCCCAUCACAUGGAGCUGGGAAACAAGCAAGUAUUGAAUGUGCGAUUAAGAGUUUUCUGCACUGCUUGCGUUAUCUGGGCCGCUCUGUGCGAAAAGGACAGUUUGAUAUUGAGGCUACCUCUCAGAUCAAGGGUAAAGAUUUAGUCACAUUUUCCAAACACCAGAGCUAUAUGCUAGCUAAAUCACAGCCUAACUGGGCCAAUGAUCAUUAUCCCCCUUUCCAUUGCUUGCAUUUUGCACAAAAUCACCAUGGUGAGUAGAAACAAAAGAAUGCUGAAAAACCAGCACUUUAAAAAUGCCUAACAUUAGUAAAGGUGAAAUGAAUAAAGACUUCAUUCAUUUUUCCAGCAUGGUUAUUUCUAAUCAAGAUCAAUGCACACAUUUCCCUGUUAGCUUUCAGCCCCUUCCCAUCAUUUGCUUUCCCUUAAAUGAAGCGGCCACCUGGAGAUUAAAAUGUAUAUAUGUUGGGUCCUGAAUGAUUUUCACCUGGGCUGGAUCAACACAUUUAACAGAAUCAUAAAAGGGAAAUCCCAGGGGCGAAAGACGGGACUCCACAGUGCUAUCUGGUGUCACUGUGUUAUAACACAUAGCUGUCAACUUUUCCCUUUCCUUGCAAGGAAUCCUAUUUGGAAUAAGGGAAUUUCCCUUAAAAAAAGGGAAACAUUGACAGCUAUGCAUGUAAAGUGCUUUAUUUUUUACGAAGGUAGCUAAGCCCCUGAAGUAAAUGAAAGGGUAGAAAACACAAGACAGAUAGUCUUUGAGUUAAACAUAGUUCUUUUCAGUUAGACCCUUCUCUAAACAUUGAACAACAGGAUACUGCCCAUUAUUAGCAUGCAUGUGUGUGUGUGCAAUAAUUGAGAAUGGUGUGGUUGUUUAGUAGAGUCUAUGACUCACCUGAUGUUGUUCGUGCCAGCAAUGAAAGUGAAAAGCUGCAGUCCAUUACCUCAGAAGAUUUGUGCACCCCAUACGGCGUUGGCAUCUCUAGGAGAAAAACAAAAGGGGGCUGAGAGGUUGCUUUUGUAAAGAAGGCAAACCAUCAAUAAUACAUAUUUGAAUUUAGCAACUGCAGUCUUUUGGAAGCAUGGUCGAUUUUAUGGGAUUGCAGUUGCUUCAUAUUUUAGUGCUUAUACUGCAUUAUGUGUUUCUUUGGAUGAGCAGAAACCAGAGUUGGACACAGCAGGGGGUAAAAUAAAUUGUGAGCACUUCUCUACCUGUCAGCAGUAAGAUCCCUGUCAAACUAAGGCUCCCUCUUGCAUGCUUUGUUAUUCAUGUUUUUAGCAGGUUAGGUGCACUGCGCAGACAGUGACUACCUCCAAAAUGAGGGUCUGCUUUGGAGGGGAGCUUGGAAGAAGGGUAGGCAGAAGGUAGACUGGGAUCUACUGGUAGAUUUCCAGAUGAUUUGCAAUAGAUCAGCCUGGGUUUCCAACUACCAAGGUUUCAAAAACAGCAACACUUGGUCGGGCUUUGGAGAUAUCCUGCUUUGGCUUGGAAGAGGCCCAGAUCUGUCCAAAGAUCUUGAUUUGGAAUUUGUCUGAAUUCAAGGCACAACCCUACAGGGAACCGCAGUGGGUACAAAAAGCUGCCCACUGCAGUCUCCUUUUGUGACAGAGGGGUUUGUGGAAUUAUUGCAUUUGCCCCCAUUGCCUCCCCUAUGUGUUAAUUAAUAUUUUAAAGGAAAGCCUGAAGAGAACUAGAGAUACAGAUAUAUCGCACGUCGUGGAUUUGAUGGGCUGUUUUUUUAUUGGGUUAUGUUUCCCUUGUUCAUUUGAUUUCUUCAAAGAUAGACACAGAGCAGACAUAUAACCAGGAAAAUUACAGGAGGGAAUAAUAACUUGCAGUCUUAGAAGCAAAAUUGUGUUGCUGAGACCUCUGGGAUUAUUAUUCUGCCCCCCUUCCAAGCUGCUACCUGGCGAUUGACUGCAACAUUUCACAUUCAGGUGACCUUUUCAGAGCUCAGGAAAUGCAGUUUCAGCUUCUUCAGUCCAGAGCAAUGGAGAUGCUCGUUGGCAGGUGGGAUUGGUAACUGCCAAUUUUGCAGCUGGCAUUUCCAUAGGGAAUGAGGUAGAGAGAGUUUUCUGAAACCCUAUUUCCUUUCUAGGUGAUCUAAUCUGAAAUGAGAUCACAGCUCUGCAUUAAAGCACAUUCCUGGUUUGAAAAAACCAGUUGGGAAGCAUGAGAGGAACAGGCCUAAUUCUCACUGAGGUGGUAUGUUUUUGUUUUGAAUUUCAUUUGUAACCUACCUUUCUUCUGUGGAACUCAAGGCAGUUCUUAGAGUUACUAUCCAAGCACUGACUGGACCCAGACCUGCUUAGAUUCAGCAAGGUGGUGGCCUCAUGUGCCUUCAAAAUAUGUGGUAAAUCACUGCCAAAUGGGCUCUUAUAAUUGAAUGUUCUCUCCCCCCCACUCUUGCCUGGAACUCUAUCUCAAAUUCUAGUUGUAGGGUAUUUCUCUUAUUUCUGGACAAUUCCAUCUCACGAUCCAUCACCCCAGAGACAAGUGGAACAGCCAAGGCACUAUUUCAUCACCUCAGUGGGAACUAGGCCAUGAGCCAGCCAAUGUGAGGCACUUCGAUAUCUCCUUGAUUUCAAUGAGAAAAUUGAAAAUAUGUGUUAACUCUCUCCAAUUAAGGUAGCUAUACUGUAAUCUUUCUUCCCACUCCUUUAUACCUCACCAUGGCACUGUCAUAUGUGUGGAGGAAAACCUUCAACAUGUAGCAGAGUUCCCAAAAAUAGACCAGAGGCAAUUGUAUUUCACCCAGCAGAGCUUUACUUGUGCUGAAGGCAAAUGAACUUAUUCAUGAUUGGCACAGUCUAUAAAAAACCCAGUUGCAACACUUACAAAAAUGUGUAACAAGACUAAAACUUAACACUAAGCAUACUAUGUAUAGAACACCACACCAAAAGGAAGAGAUAUAAAGAGAAAGUAAGGCCCAGGCUCCUUCUGGCCUAUAUUUAUAGUCAGCAUGACCUUAAUUGGAAGAUAUAAGGGAACUAGUUCAAACCAGCUUCUCAGAAGGUAUAACCCAAACAAUCAUGAAGCUUCUGUCUGCUUCUCUCACUCAGAACCUUCUAGUAGCUUCUAGAAUCCUCUUGUAUUAAUCAGAAUAGGAAAGAUCUCUACACAUCAGCCAAUACUUUAUGCACUAAGAAAUGCAGACUGACAUAGCAGUAGUGGAAUUCCUUGCAUGGGCUUCCGCUAGCAGGACCAGUUAGGAGUAUCUGGGCCACAGGCCUGUGUUGCAUUUGUACAUUCGGCAUUAAAUUGCAAUGCCAUAAAAUUUACCGGUACUUGAUUUUUAUUGCCUUAUCUUUCUGUAGACUGCUUUGAAGUGCUCCCAGGAAAAUGAUUCAUUUUCUCUUGGUUUCAGGAAGCAGUGCAUUAACAAUCGCAAAUAAAGUUUUGAUUCCAUUUCAUUUUCUUUUGCAGAAGAAACAAGUGAGUCAGACCAAGAUCCGGGUGAUUUCAACCAUCCUCUUCAUCCUGGCUGGUUGCAUCGUCUUUGUCACUAUUCCUGCAGUCAGUUUCAAAUAUAUUGAAGACUGGUCAGUUCUGGACUCCUUUUACUUUGUGGUUGUCACUCUGACCACAGUUGGCUUUGGUGAUUUUGUGGCAGGUGAGGCAUGUAAUUUGGCCUGGUGGUACAUUCUGGGGGAAGAAGUUCUACUCUGCUACUGGUGUUUGGAAAUAGACAGUACUUUGCAGAAUUUGUUUUGAUUCCCUCCCCUUAAAUUUAACUGUAAUGCAAUCCAGUUGAGGGUAAUCAGGUUGGAGGUCAGACACUGGAUCAGGCAAAGAGUCUGAUCAACAAGAGUCAAGGGCCAGAGGGAAGUGAUAUGGUCAUGGAUGGGCUAGUGGGCAGAUCCCAAGGCUGAGCAAAAAAGGCUCAACAACUUUUGUGUCUGGAUUUUCACUUUUUGAAAUAUGGCAAUUCCUAGCCUUCAUUGGUUCCUCAGGUUACCAGUGCCCUUUCUGGCCAUUAUAAUGGUGGUGUUUCAGAACAGAAAACACCAGGACAAACUCCUUCAGCCCACAAGCUGCCUAUUUGGCACGAGGAGUACAAUGCCUGGGCCCUUCAGUCUGAGCCCCAGAUGCAAAUCUCCCAAGCACCUAGCAGUAGCUCUGUUUCUGAUUCAGUAGCUAGGGCUGCACAAACAGAACCAGUUUUUUUAAAAGCCUGAACUUAAAUCCCACCAGGAGGAGAGGGAGAGGGCAUAGAUUAAGUCUCCCCAUGUUUGGUAGGAUUUUAGCAUUUUAAAAGGAUGUUGCAUGUAUAGCCCAACCCAUCCAUGCAUCUUCAGUUUGAUUGGAACCUGGAGGGGAAAGGGAAUCGUUUCUUUCUUUCUUUGUUUUGUCUUGGGGUAGAGAAAAGAGGUGCAGUGGUUAGUAGGGGAAGAAAGGAAAUUAUCUGGAAAAGGGAACUUUUCAGAAUGCAGAUGUCCUGCUGAAGAAAUGAGUGAACAGCUGCAAGUCAUUUGACAAAAUAGUGGUGUGUGUGGUAUCCCCUGCUGGGAAUCAGCAGCAUCCAAACCAUGCAUAAAAAUGAAAGCAGUUUUUCUAUUUCACACAUAUUUCUUCCUAAUAAAAACAGCCUUCCUGAGGACAACAUCAAUUUUUUAGAAACACUUAAAUUCAAAAGUGGAAGUAAGAUCAGAAGUAUAAAUGAUAGCUGUCCAAAAAGCUGUUUUACAGUCUUUGAAAAAAGGGAUACACACACACACCCACACACACACCAAAGCAAAUGGACAACAGCUUCUUAAGCACUAGCUUGCAGAAUUAUGUUCUCUAUCUUUAAUAGAAUUCUUGGCGCUGGAUCCAUCCCAUUAUAGAAACCUGACAUUGGAAGUGAAAGACUAAUGAGGUGUGUAGUGCAAAUGUUAUGUACUUGCUGGGAUGAGAACACUACAAUUCGGAGCCAUAAAUAUCUGUACCUGUCAAUUACCAAAAAAGCAAAUAUACCAUGUUGGACUGGAGGUCAAAGAGAAGAGGGAGUGCCCCCCCCGUUGCCAUGAUGAAGAGAAGAUGCUUUGACUCCAUGUUUUUCUGUAGAAUCUCUUAACAUAACGUGCUUCAGAUCAGUUGGCAGGAGGAGGCAACAGUAGGGGGCGGUAUUACCUUCGUGCCUUAAUUGUGGGUUUCUUGCAGGCAUCUGGUUGGCCAUUACUUGAUGCCAAACGAGGGACAAGGUGGGCAUUUGAUCUCAUCCAGACAAGCUCUUCUUAUAAUAUUGCUAUCUUUGGUUGCAAUCCACCAGUCAUUGCUGCCACAAAUUCCAUUCAUUUCAGUGUGCUUUCUCAAGAAGGCCAUGAAUGAAGGAUAUACAGCGGGGAAUCAUUGUGAAAUGCCUCUUUUUAUCUCGUCUUCUUCCAACAUUGCUGGUUUCAGUUGUAUCAAUAUUAUCAGUGUUUAACAAGUGCUUUGAAAUGAAGAUGAAGCCCUGUGUUAAAACGAAAGGAUGUAGGCAAUUGAUCAUUUUGCUUUCUAUGAAAUGCACUAAAUUCUGGGUAGAUUAGGCUGCAAUCCUAUAUUCCAGGGGUUGGCAACAUGGUGCCUAUGGGGACAGUGAUGCCCUGUAGGUCUGCUCCAGUAUCCACAGAACCUCUGGGCCCAUACCCCUUGCUGCUCCCUUGGUGAUGAGGUGAUAAAAUUGGUUAGCUUUCUCAUACCUGAAAAGCACAUAGGGUUGUAUUCAACCAAGCCCCACUCACAGUAGUAGACCAAUUAAAAUGAAUGAACCUAAGUUAACCAUGCUCAUUAACUUCAGUGGGCCUUCUCUGAGUACACCUAUUGUUGAAUACCACACCCAUAGAGCUGAGUGAGGAUGACACUUUGUCCAUUUCCUCAUUCAAUGCUAUUUACUCAGAUCCCUUGGAGAAGCAAAAUGUGUGUGCAUGCAGUCUCUCUCUCUCUCUCUCUCUCUCUCUCUCCCUCUCUCUCUCUCUCUGGGUUGGGGAGCUGAUUGAGAGAGAGGUGAUAAGAGCAGAGAUUUAGUUAUUGGCCCCUGGAAUGUUUACCCCAAAAACUUGAAUAGAACUGAGUUUAUCCAUGUUUCCCUAUAUCAUCAGUGUAGCCAGUCUCGAUGGUUUCUUCUGAGAUUUAUGAAUGGAAUGGAAUACGGAAUUUGUAAGGAUGGAGCCGGUAGUGAAUCUUACGGCACUGGGCAGAUCCAGAUAAUCCAUUAACAAUCCAGUAACAUGUUGAAUGCUAUCAGCUAGGAGCUUUCUUCCUGUUGGCAGCUUUUUUUUGGAGACUAACUCUUGAGAAUAAUUGCCGUGUCACAAGUUCCUUCAACGCACCACUGUAUGCUAAUAGCAAUUGCCAUCCAAUAAUGCGUCAGUUACCUGGACCUUCCCAUUGCUCUGUAUUGACAGCCUGUCAGGCUAUCUCCCCUUUGAUCUUGAAAGAGCUGUUUGUAAAAUAUAAAUGACACAUUACCACAGAGACACAGAUUAGUGGACGUUGGUUGAUUUACACCAAAAUGGCUCUCUCUGUGCUUAUUACCGGUAAUUUGUGUGUGUUUGGAAUUGUAACUGUUGCUAGAUUGAGGUGGCACCGGUUGAUGGACAAAGAAAAUAGCACAGGAUGAAGCAGCUCCUCUGCCAUGCUCCCUCCUUAACUCUGUGCUUAGAUGGCCGUUAUCUUGCUUUAUGGCAAAUUCCCACCGGGGCACAUGCGAUCAGAAUAACCUCACCACCGCGUAGCAACGAAGAGCACAACCGCUUGCCCUUUGUUAUACUGGGAAAGGCAUAAAGCAAUGGCAGCACGUAUAGCGUACAUUGAGAGAAAACAAUAUUUGGAUCCCUGCCAGCAAUUGUAUGCUUUGGUUUUUAUAUGAGUCUUCAAUCAUUUCAAGCCCGCUCCUGGACAGGCUGGGCAGAAUGCACUUUAAGGCUUCAUUGAAAUGGAUCAGAUUGCUAACAGCCUGUAAGAGUGGAAACGCUCAGGGGUAGUGAGAGAGAGGUAUGGACUGAACCAUAUUACAGGGGAGGGGGACGCAUCUACAUACAUAAACGUUAUUGGGCAGUGGUGCUGCCAGGGCAGAAGCCAAGGGCCUUGAAUGAACAGGAGGGCCCCAGGAAAUUGCUUCAUUUUGAAGUAAGGUAAUACAAAUACAGUGGUACUUCGGGUUAAGAACUUAAUUUGUUCUGGAGGUCCGUUCUUAACUUGAAACUGUUCUUAACCUGAGGUACCACUUUAGCUAAUGGGGCCUCCCGCUGCCACCCCACGAUUUCUUUUCUCAUCCUGAAGCAAAGUUCUUAACCCGAGGUACUAUUUCUAGGUUAGCGGAGUCUGUAACCUGAAGCGUAUGUAACCUAAAGAGUAUGUAACCCGAGGUACCACUGUAUAUUGUUUACUGUAUAUUGUGGUGUGAGGACUGAGCUCCAUAGGGCUGUUGAAGUCCAGGCUUAGGAACAUAGGAAUCUGCCUUAUCCUGAGUCAGAUCAUUGGCUCAUUGAGCUCUACACUGUCUACACUGACUGGCAGUAGCUCUCCAGGGUUUCAGGUAGAAGUCUGAAGAAUCUCACUCAGAUCUACCUGGAGAUGCCAGGGAUAGAAUGGGGGACCUUCUGCAUGCAGAGAAGAUGCUAUACCAUUGAGCUGUGGUCCCUUAAAAUUACCUAAUUGCACCAUUGAUGGGCCUUUGCCAAUCUGUCAAUAUUUAGCUACAUGGAAAAGGUGAAAAUUUAGGGUGCAAUCUAAUAAACAUUCACUAUAAUGUUAGUUGGGCUUCUGAAUAGGCAUGGAAAGUUGCACUUCAGCACUGCAAGUUGAUUAUGUUUGAAAUCUGCCUUGGAAUACAGCAAAAACAUUUCAAACUUUAAACUUGGAUUCAACAUUUGUAUUCCUGAACUUUAAACUUUGAAGGAGAAAACCCCCCAUGCAUAAUGACCUGGCAUAUGGUUGCCAGUUGCCACCCCAAUUACUUUGAAACAGAGCUCUAAUAUGAUCAUUAUUGUUUUAAAAAGUUAUGAACUAGAAAAGAGGAAAUAAACAAAUGAAAGUUCCAAUUUUAGUUACGGAUUUGCAGCAAUUUAAUUUGAUAUUCCAAUCCCUGCAGAGUGCUGACUGCUGGGACAGAAGUUAUUACAGCCUGAUUUUAAAGGACAGAUUCGUGCUGCUGUUUUAAAGCCAUUGGCAUGGAGGAAAUUGUUUCAGGAAAUGAGUGGUUGAAGGUCCAGUUUCACUAAGACUAUUGACUCAAAAAAGGAGCCACUACCAUACCAAUUGAAGGCUUCGUUCCUAAAUCACAGAUUUCAGAACUGAACUGGGUGUAUUUCUGAAUAAGACUACUUUGGAUAUUAUUACUGUAAGUCUGCCAUCCUGCAUCAGGUAUGGUUAAGAACUCAUUGAACCUUCACAGGACAAUGUAAAUUUAUCAAGCAGCAAUUUGCACACUGUGACAAGAUAUCACUUUGUAAAUAGUCAUUUGCAAUGCUUAUAGAAUAUUAGAGUUAGAAGGGACCCAAAGGGCAUCUAGUCCAACCCCCUGCAAUGCAGGAAUCUCAUUGCAAAAAAUAUAUAAAAGGUGGGCUGAUAACUUAACAGUGACAAAACAUGGUUUCACCCUUUGAUAUUUCUGCAUUUAAAUUCCUGGAUGAAACCAAACACUUUGCUUUUGUCUGUCUUUUUCCCCACCUCAGGAGGAAAUGCCGAAAUUCCUUACCGGGAGUGGUAUAAGCCCUUAGUAUGGUUCUGGAUCCUCGUGGGCCUUGCGUACUUUGCUGCCGUCCUCAGUAUGAUUGGAGAUUGGUUGCGAGUUAUUUCAAAGAAGACUAAAGAGGAGGUAACUACAGGCAAAUGAUUGACCCUGGUGGGUUUUCCUUUGCCAGUUAGUGCUGGCUUUGAUUUGCCCUUAUUAGUUCAUUAAGUCUGUUUUAGAAGACUUGUACCCCACCUUCCACUGUUAAAAAAAAGGUGUUCAAAAUGGUUUGUAUAAAAUAUUAAACAAAACAUUUUUGUUUUGUUUUUACCCUUAUCAUGGAGAAGAAAAGGCUGAAGCGUAAGUCCUACCCAAAUCUGGAGUGGAGUCCCUAAGAUGGUUGGAUGGCAUCUUGUUUUCAAUUUUUAAUUUUUAUUGGAAAUUUUAUUUACAGCAUAACAUUAAACCCCCCCACCCCCAAUACAGAAAUCCACCCUCAUUAAACGUGAACAUAACAUACAAUAAGCAUAACAUGCAACAAUACAAACAACCAAAUAAAAGACUUCCUUGUGGAUAUUUAGGUUAUAAUUAGAAAAAUCUUAAUAAUUAUUCAUAAAGGAAACAGCUUAUAAGAAGUAAAUAAGGAGGCCAGAUACAGGAUAAAGGAGAAAAAAGAAAAGGUUGGAUGGCAUCUUGUAUGCCUCCUUCUGGCAACUCCUGCAGCCAGGCUGGUGCCAAACAUAUCACUCUGCUUCCCUUUGGCCUGCAUUAGCAAGACUGAGAGGAAGGUCUUGUCGUUUGGGGCAGCCCAGGACCUCCAUCCACUCUACUGAGGCUCAUGCUCCCGGAAGGUCACUUUGGUGCUGCAAAUGCAGUGGUUUGAGUUCACCUCUGGAGGCACACUCCAUUGCCUCUCGAGACAGAUGGAUGCCAUCAUCAAUACCCUUAUCACCAUCACAAUUUUAUUCAUGCUCAAAGUGUCUUACAUCAAAGAAAACGGGAAGGCAUCUCAAAUUCUACCAUCGUUAGAACAAUUUCAUAAUAACAUAAUAAAAAAACCAGCAUAAUGGCAAAUAUAAUGGCAUACACAAAACCCACAACAAUUUCAGUGCUAUAAAUAUAGCAAGGUUGCAUUAGCGACCGUACACCCUCCUGGCAAGAGCAAAAAUACAAGGGAGCUUGACAGUUUUAGCUUGGUCAAAGAAACACCUCUUCCAUGAUGUUGCUCUUAUAUCCUGCAUUUCUUCCAUCAGGACUAGCAGCCUGAAAAACAGUUUCUACGCUAAUGCAAUUCUGGUUCUAAAUGCAGCAUAAGGGGUUUCUGUAGUAUAGUGUGUUUGAAAAUGGGGUUUUAGAGUUUUUAGGGGUUUUUGAAUGUUUUAUGUAGUUUUGUAGUAGUUUUAUGUAGUUUUGUGGUAGUUUUAUGUAGUUUUUAUGUAGUUUUAUGUAGUUGUCAAUUUCAUUGUUCUGCAAGGGACAAUGACAAUAAAGAUAUCGUAUCGUAUCGUAUCAUAGAAUCCAGGUUGGCAUACAUGUGAUGGACGCCCAUUCAAGCACUAACCAGAUCCAGGCCUCCUUAGCUUCAGCAAAGUGGUAGCCUUGCGUCCUUUCAGAUCAUGCCCUGUGAUGAUAGAUAUAAUAACUUAUCAAUAAAAAGCAUUGAUAAAACAAAGACACUCACGGCACAGAUGGAAUGCAUUGAAAACAACCAGAUCAUGUGUUAGAAAUUGCUAAGCAAGCAAAUUCUAAGCCUAUCUAAGACAAAACAAGGGAGGGCAAAUAGAGAGGGAGCCUGUCAGGCCUGCCUUGGAAGAGAAUCCCAUAGUUUAGGUGUCAUCUCAUAGAAGGCUCUUGCCCAGUCUAACCUCAGUCAUAGUUGGGACCACUGGCGGACAAAGUUGGAGUCAGGGUGGUAGUGGUCCCCCCGGGUGCCAUCCGGGGGGGUGACAUUGUGGCUGCCCCCACCCCCAGGACACUCGGUGCUUGCUGCACACCCCCGGGACGCUUGCUGCGCAACCCGUCGCACCCCCGCUCCCUGAGACACGCGCCACGCCCCCUGAGAAGUGUGCCAUGCCCCCUGAGAUGCACCCCCCGAGACAUGCAUCACGCCCCCUAGGACAUGUGCCAGCCACGCCCCGGAUGUACUCCACUCCCAGUGCCGGAGCAGGUAGCUCCGCCACUGGGUAGGGCACAGAAAAGAAGCACCUUUAUUUAAAUUCCUUUCUUUCUGGUGGCACUUUAUGGAGCUGUGGUAUUGAUCCUAUAGGGUGAAAGAAACGGGACCGGGGAUUGAUUGAAUCUGAAAGCACUUUGAUGAUCAAAGCUAACGACAUGGGGGAAACAGAAGGGUGGGUGCAUACUUAUUAACACAAGGCAGAGACCUUCUGGUUUCCUGGAAAUCCACCUCAUGGUGUGUGUGUAUGGGCGGGGGGAACCACACACAAAAGCCUGGCCCCUUGUGAAGAAUCUCAGUUUGUUAUUUAAGCUUGGCGUUGUAUGUCAAAAUGGUGUAUUUUGUAUGAAGCUGAAUGUCACAGCUUUGCCACAACUGGUCUCAAAGGGAGCUCUUAUGCCUUGCAUAGCUUGUGUGAAAGAAGACAUUUGGCCAGCAUCGCCUCCCGUGUGGCUUUACAUGGCAUGAAUGCAAUAUAGUAGGAAGUAGACAAGAGCCAUUUGGAAACCAAGUGAAUAAUUCUAACUAGCGUCGCUUCCCCUCCCUGCACCACUUGAUCUAUACUUGCAGGAGUUUCUAAGUACCAAACAACAACAACAACCCACCCUUAAAAAAAUAAUACUAUGAUUUUUUUCAGCUCUUUGUUCUUGACAUUUUUCACAGGUUGGUGAAAUAAAAGCCCACGCGGCUGAAUGGAAAGCCAACGUGACUGCGGAGUUCAGGGAAACGCGGCGGCGUCUGAGCGUGGAAAUCCACGACAAGCUCCAGAGAGCAGCGACGAUUCGGAGCAUGGAGCGCAGGCGGCUGGGGCUGGACCAGAGAGCCCACUCGCUGGAUAUGCUCUCUCCGGAGAAACGCUGCGUCUUUGCUGCCUUGGACAGUGGCCACUUCAAGGCUUCAUCUCAGGAAAGCAUCAACAACAGGCCUAACAACCUGCGCCUUAAAGGGACGGAACAGUUGAGCAAGCAUGGGCAGGGGGCCUCCGAGGACAACAUCAUCAACAAGUUCGGCUCUUCCUCCAAGCUGACCAAGAGGAAAAACAAAGACCUGAAGAAGAGCAUCCCGGAAGACGUGCGCAAAAUCUACGAGACCUUCCGGAACUACUCCUUGGACGAGGAGAAGAAGGAGGAAGAUUCCGAGAAAGGGUGUCACUCGGAACAUUCCAGCACCGCCGUUCUCACCGACUGCAUUGAGCAACACAUGGGCCUUGAGAACGGGAUGAUCCCCAGCGAAACCAAAGAAAGGGAACACGAAAACAAAGCAUUACUUGAAGACAGGAAUUAA